This is a messenger RNA of Pelobates cultripes (western spadefoot toad), 70496 nucleotides long. NCBI's taxonomy places the organism in Eukaryota, Metazoa, Chordata, Amphibia, Anura, Pelobatidae. The record is from the annotation of a GenBank genome assembly.
AUGGUCAGUGAGGAGAAGGUAGGGUCUGAAAAAGAGACUUUUUAUGUUUUUUUUCUUAAUAAUCGUUAUGGAACGGAUGCAUUUUAUACAGCCACAUGCAAUAAGAUCAGAGAGUGUUUACUUAUUUAUAAUCUCGUUUGGCGGAGUAAGAAAUUAACCUGUAAAAGUGUAGCACAUCCAUUUGUGGCUUUUCUAGAAAGGGAUAUGAAAUAAUGGAUUUGGGAAGAACACUUUAAGCUGGUGAGAUAGAUCAGUGGUUAAUGUUGUAACUGUUGCGUUGAGUUGUGGGUUUGAUUCUUGGUAGAAUUAAUUAAACAUUUCACCAAUCUAAGCUUGAAGAAAUCAGCACUAUUAAGUUGGGUAAUGAUAACAUCUCGAUCUGAGGAUGUACUCGGACAUUAAUGAAAGCUACAUGUAGCUUUCCUGAAUAAAUACCUUUACCUCAUUAGAGUGCACUCUGCCUUUUUCAAAUUCAAUUUUUAUUUUAAUAUCUUUACAUGGCGCAGAUAAAAUUGAAUAUGUGACAUAGUGGCACUUUAGAGGUAAUAUGUUAUAUAUGAUUUUUGCCAACCAUUUCCCCUGCUACUGUAUAGAUAAUUUUAAAGAGAAAGUGCAACUAUCCAGGAUUUUAAUAUUAUGUUUAUUUUUCACCUAUAUUGAACAAAUAUGUAUUUGCGAGAUCUGCAAGUUACAUUUUAAAAGUAGAAAUCUACACCUGUACAUAUACCUCUAGCCUAAAACUGUGUGCAUCAAUCAUAGUUAUAAAAACAGCCUUUACACCAAUGUCAAUUGGCAUAGAUAGAACAACAAUAUUUCUGCUUUUACUCCUCAUUUGCAUUGAGUGUCUUUUCUGUGCCUGAACUGGACUGUGAUGUCACUGGCUAAAUCUUUACUAUAUAUUUAAAAUAUAAUGAAUUAUUACGUGAAAUUUUAAUGUUGCAUAUUUUCCUGUGAAAUCAUAGUUUCAUCUUAAAGUUUUUUUUUAAUUAAAGAGACAGUGUAGCACCCAGACCACUUCAGCUCUGCAUUAGGACCUCCAGCGUAAGAUUUUCCUCAUAGCAAAGCUUUUAAUAAUGCUUUCCUACAGGGAAAUCCUAAUGCGAGUGCGGUCAUUGCCACGAAUGCGUCAUUAUGUUUCCCCCGCCGGCUAACGUCGGCGGGGGAGGAGCAUGGGCAGAGCCUGACCCAGUGCUGGGGGACAUCGGCGCUGGAUUCAGGUAAGUGACUGAAGGGAUUUUAACCCCUUCAGUCCCAUAGGAGGUGGGGGUGCUAGGGAGGGUGCACUGUGGGAGCUUAAAUUGUCAGGAAAAUGGCUUUGUUUUCCUGGCACUAUAGAAUCCCUUUAAGAGUUCAAAUCAUCUCUUGGCAUAAAAAAUAUAUAUUUAUAAACUGUUAGAAAUGUUUAGAUGUAACGUCCAGUAGAGGAAGAUCAGCUAUCCGCAUGUUCCCACAAUGCCUAGCAUUGCAUCCUAUUAUGGUAUACCAUGUCUGGGACUUGGGGGGACUACUAAAGUGUGUCCAUCUUACAGCACUAAGCCAGGACCAAACUUAGGGCAACUCUAAAUUAUUUCCUGCCUACAAAAUGUGUGGGUGUCAGUGUGUGCCACCAGUAAUUGUUCAAAUUGUGCAGUUAAAACGACAGAUAAAAUCUGAAUUAAUAUAAUUUACUUUGCUGGUACCGACCUUGUAAAUAUUUUCACUGGUGAUUUGUAUUUAGUCCUAGGAGGUUCGUUUCUGUCGGUAACAAUAACAUAAUAUAUGUAGAUAAGCAUAUAUUAAUUAUAAAGUUAUAUCUCCACUGAUUUAAUAAACCUCAUACUUAAUGUUCAAUUUCAGGCUCAGGAUGAAGCUCCGCCUAGCGGCAGUUUGGAAGUCGUGUCCGUGUCUGAGGAAGAAUUGCCAGUCGUGGACAUUGCAUUCUCUUACUUUCGAUUUUUCCUGACACAAAGGAAAGUAGAACCUGGAGAAAACAGAUCAGGUAUAACAUGACCUCCACCUCUCUCUCUAUAUAUAAUGGUGCGAGAUAGGAUGUCCAGGUAAUUUUGGUUCUACAAGAAGGAGGUUCUCCAUAAAAUGGAAGUCACCAUAAGAAAUUAAGUGAGUUUUCCACCAAAAAGAAAUGUCCAUUAGAAAGUGUUCUCCGUCAGAAAGACGUUGUAAUGAUAUUGAUGUUACAAAGUUUUGGAGUCCAGUAGUCAGAUCAGCAAUGUUUUCUGCCAGAGGUAGCCACUCGUUACCCAGGUGGUUGAGCCCCUGAGCCUUGAGUGGCCUUCUGGUCUUAAGCAGAGAUGGGAGACUGGAACAGAAAGAUGAUAAUCGUAGUGAGGCAAGCCGAGGUCAGUGGGAAGGAGAAGCAGCAAAGUCAAAACAGUCCAAAUUCAGCAACAGGAAGGAGAAACAGGAACACGCUUGAUUAGAGAGUACAGGAACCACAAUAAUCUGGCAAAGGUACAGAGACAGGAAGUGGCUUUUAUAGGACAAGAACCAGACACCUGACCAGACACAGCUGAAGAGUGUUGUCACUGAUAACCUUGACUCUACAAGCAAUGGUAUAAGAUUUCAGGUAAAUUUGCAAAAGGCAGGCUGGUGUACUGGUAAGGAAAAGGUUUAGCACCAUGUAAACCAGGGUUCGAAACCCAGCAGAGUCAGUUCCUCACAGACGUAUAUAUAAGAUAAAAACCCUAAGAUAGAAGUCACUAAAAGAAGUCACUAUAAUCUAGCAGAUGGAAGUCACCAUAAGAAGUUUUCCUCCGUGAGAUAUAAGUCUGUAUUAAAAGAUGUCCUCUGCAAAUUUUAAGACACCGUAAAAAGUGUUUUCCCUGAGAUAGAGGUCAUUGUAAAUGUAUUCCAUAAGACUCCAUAAGAAGGUGUUAACCAUGCGAAUGAGCCAUCAUGAGAAGGUACAUUCCUUGUGGUCCCUGGUAGAGGGAACUAAAGAGGUUAGGGCAGAAUAGGACUCGGAAAUCCUGACUGUCCUGCCAAAAGUGAGACUGUUGGAAGGUCUGCUUUAUGGUGGUGAUGGUGAGGCCCUGGCUGUCAAUGUGGGAAAGCAGCAUUACCAGCUGUUGUACCCUGCAACCCAGCAUCCCAGUGCAGCAACACCCACUGUCAGUGUACCACUUGGCCCUGCGUAAUAGUUCAGGUCACACACUUCCAAUUUCAGUGCGCAUAUUGGAAGAAUCUGAUUUCCUCAUACUGCCGGGCAGCACUUUCAAGCCCUGUAUAGAAGAAGGCAGAAUUCAUUAGUAUCCUGAAAAUAAUGGCAUCCCUAAACAAAAUACAAUUGUGUUUUUUUCUGCAUUCAUUUUAAUGUUUGUGAUAUCUUAGCAAUGAAAAUAAUUUUACUCUGCUGAUCUACUUAAGAGUUUAUAUGAAUCAGUAUAACAUUAUUAAAAAAAAAGUGAACAUUUUAAUUUGUACUGAUUUGUGCGGCAGAUUUUAUAAUGUGCAAUCAGUAUUCAGAUUAACAUACAAUGUCUUGUGGGUUUCAUUAGUUAACAACCACACAGCUGUGUCCAACACGAUCUUUGUUCUCCAUCGAACCUAAAUAUAAUUAUCCCUACUGAGCCUCAGCCUUGGUGAUUAAGCUGUGCAAACUCAGCUGCAACAUAGACGUGUAUUUAAACAGCCAGUGUGUACAUCUAACCUUCUCUAAUCCUCUUAAUGCCAUAAGGGUGUGCUUUACAAUGCUUUGUUUAAUCUCUGAUGGCUGAAUAUCCUUAAAUGAGCAGUGAAGGCUAAAACUGUUAUUCCUGGUAUCUGUGCAGUAAAUCAUAGUUUGCUUCACUGCCCUGGGAUUCUGAGAUUCAUGAUGCAGUGGCAGUCAGUGUUCUGCACACUGGUUUCCUCAAUGAAUAAACUUGACUUCAAAGGGAAUCUGUCUGCCUACCCCCCUGUCUGGUUGUAACAGACAGACAAAUGGAAGCGGCUCUUCCGUCACAAUGUAAAGGAGCACUGGGCAGAGUCUCAUAAACAUGUUUGGCUGAACUUAUUUCAACAUAUCUUAUAUCGCAACUAGAGCAUGGCUGCCUAGUUGAUUUUAGAAUUGAGGAAUCAUUCACUAAGCUCAUUGAAAAAAGGUUAAAGGGGCACUCUAGUAACCAAAACAACUUAAGCUUAAUGAAGCAGGUUUCGUGUAUAAAUCAAGCCCCUGCAGUCUCGUUACUAAAUUCUCUUCCAUUUAGGAGUUAAAGCACUUUGUUUGUUUAUGCAGCCAUAGCCAAAUCUCUCCCGGCUGUAACUCAGACAACCUACAUGAAAUGUGGUUUCAUUUUCAAUCAUAUCUUACAGCACAGUGUGUUUACUUUAGAUGUUUUUAUGUCCGUUUAAUUGAACUUUAAUCACACACAGGAGACUGCUCCAGAGUCUAGCACAUUUUUAACGUAGUAGGAGAUAAGCAAUACUCAAUUAAACACAUUGUGCAAUAACCUAAAAAAUAAAUAGAUUAUUUAAGGAAGUAUCUAGAAAGCUGCAUAAGUCUUAGCCAGGAGUAAUCUGAUAAGGUUUAGAUUUUGGCACUGGAGAAAUUUUAGUUAUGUCCAAAAAAAGUGUUUUGUCAAAACCAAAUUUAGUCCAUUGACUCAUUCGUUUUCUGAUUUCACUGCAUCCCAUUUCCCUAUGUUAAAGCAAUGUAUUGCAAAAGGCUGAACGUUUCAUCCAAAUGCACAAAUUGCUCACACGAUCGUUCGGCUCACUCACAUCAUACCUGUAACAAGAAAUAUAUGAGAGUGAGCAGAAAUAACAAAUGAGCACCGAAUAUUGGAGCCAUUUGUGCAUUCGCAUGACUCGUUCGGCAUUUUGUAAUACAUACAGUAACAGACAGAACACUAUCUGUAAUUGAAAAGGCUGAACAAAUAAUCCAAAUGAACAAAUGGCUCAUUCAUUCCCUGCACAUUCGUUAGUUUGGCUCUGCAGAAAGAACAAAGGCGCACUUUAAGAAUGAGCCAUUCAUGCAUUCAGACGAAGUGUUCGGCAUUUUGAAUUACAGAGAAUGAAAUACAAAAGUCCAAACGCCACUUGCAAAUGAAUGAAUAAAUGAAUGUUGCAUAAAAGAAUUUCGUUCAGAGCCCAUACAUUUGUUCAUUCAUUUGGCUCCCCUUUUGUUAUUUAGUAUUUGGACUAAUGGACGAAUAUGACAAUUUUUGUCAGAAAAUCCAUUCAUUUUAAUAUGAAUGCCCAACUCUAGUUAGGGCUGCAUAAACAAAGUGAUUCAACUCCUAAAUGGCAGAGAAUUGAGCAACAAGACUUCCGCGGCAUAAUCUAUGUACCAAAACCACUUCAUCAAGCUAAAGUUGUUUUAAGAGCUCAGACUGUCUCUUUAAGACAGCUCCAACUUAUGCGCCUGGGUGAAAUGAUCCUCACCUAUGGAUUAAGUGCACAGUUAACUCUUCAUGUUGUCAUAGUUGUGGGAGGUAUCCUCAUAGAAAUAAAAAUAUAAAAGAAACAUAUAUGGUGUAGUAUGUUUGGCUAUGGAGUAGGAGUAGGUAUAGAUACAAAUGUGCACUCACAUGUUAUGGAGCCAUAGAUAUAGCUCCAAGGAUAGCGUGUGAAGUGGUAUGAUCCCCACUCAAGGAUAUAGUGAAAAUAGUUGUUCUUCUUGGAUAUAUAUAUAGGAGGAAACAAAUAAAACCACAAUAGUGUACACCAUAAUAUGUAAUGCAAAACACAAUAAAAAAGAUAAAAGGCCUACUCACAUGUUCGAGAGCAAAAUGUGGCUUGCUCAAUCCAGUGCGCUUAGGUGGUAUUAUCCCCACCAAGGAUAUAGCCCAAAAUAUCCAGCAGCAGCAAAAAGUCGAAAAAAAAGUACCGUAUUUAUCGGCGUAUAACACGCACUUUUUCUCCCUGAAAAUAGGGGAGAAAUCGUGGGUGCGUGUUAUACGCCGGCCCUUUAAAUUCUGCAGCCGCCUGAGCGCUCUGUCAAGAGCGCUCAGGCGGCUGCAGUUGGUACAGAGCCGCUUGCUGGUCGUCGGGAUCAGUAUCGCCAGUGUACCUUUCUCUGUCAGUCCGGGACUGGGUAUAGAAAGGAAAACUCCCCACCCGCUGAACAGAGCUUGCUUCCUGUACCCCGUCGGACUGACAGUGGCGCAACACUGAGCCGCACCUUCCCAUCACCGGGCCGGCCGGCCACCGCUGACAGCGCAGAGCGGCUCGCCACGCCACAGGGGAGACGGGAGGGGAGAGUAAGAAAGGGGGAGGGGGAGUAAGAAGAGUGGAGGGGGGCUAAAAAGAGGGGAGGGGGGCAACAAGAGGGGGCUAACAAGAGAAGCAAAAGAAGAGGGAGGGGGGGGCCAACAAGAGGGGAGGGGGGGCCAACAAGAGGGGAAGCAAAAUAAGAGGGGAGGGGAGCAAGAAAGGGGGUAAGAAGAGGGGAGGGGGGAGUAAGAAGAGGGGAGGGGGGCUAAAAGAGGGGAGGGGGGCAACAAGAGGGAGUACAACAAGAGGGGAAGGGGGGGGUAAGAAGAGGGGAGGGGGGGCCAACAAGAGGGAGGGGGGGGCAACAAGAGGGGGCUAACAAGAGGGGAAGGGGCAACAAGAGGGGGGAGGGGAGUAAGAAAGGGGUAAGAGGGGAGGGGACGAAGAAGAGGAGAGAGAGAAGGGGAGUAAGAAAGGGGGUAAGAAGAGGGGGAGGGGGAGUAAGAAGGGGGUAAGAGGGGAAAGUUAGAAGAGGGGGAGUAAGAAGGGGGUAAGAGGGGGAGGGGGGAGUAAGAAAGGGGGGUAAGAAGUUCUUUAUUUAAUAUUUAAAGGACCACUCUAGGCACCCAGACCACUUCAGCUUAAUGAAGUGGUCUGGGUGCCAGGUCCCUCUAGGAUUAACCCUUUUUUUUUUUUUAUAAACAUAGCAGUUUCAGAGAAACUGCUAUGUUUAUACUGAAGGUUAAUCCAGCCUCCAGAGCCUCUAGUGCCUGUCUCAUUGACAGCCGCUAGAGGCGCUUGCGUGCUUCUCACUGUGAAAAAUCACAGUGAGAGCACGCAAGUGUCCAUAGGAAAGCAUUGUAAAUGCUUUCCUAUGCGACCAGCUGAAUGCGCGUGUGCAUUCAGCCGAUGACGUCGCGAGCAAGGAGGAGAGGAGGAGUACAGCUCCCCGCCCGGCGCUGGAGAAAGGUAAGUGUUUAACCCCUUCCUCUCUCCAGAGCCCGGCCGGAGGGGGUCCCUGAGGGUGUAUAACACGCACCUCAUUUUAAGAAGGAAAUUUCAGGGGAAAAAAAACUUAAAGGACCACUAUAGUGCCAGGAAAACAUACUCAUUUUCCUGGCACUAUAGUGGUCCUUUAAGUUUUUUUCCCCUGAAAUUUCCUUCUUAAAAUGAGGUGCGUGUUAUACGCCGAUAAAUACGGUACUUUAAUGUAAAAAGCAGUAAAAACAGUAACAGGGUAAGAUACAGUAUGAAAAUACACUUAAGGCAUUUCUCCUAAUACAUAGGCUUUAUCAACACUUUUGAUAAAGCCUAUGUAUUAGGAGAAACGCGUUAACUGUUUUUUUUUUUUACCAUGUUACUGUUUUUAGUGUUUUUUUACAUUAAAUUACUUUUUUAUUGGACAUUUUGCUGCUCCUGCUGAUGGAUCUUUUGGCUAUAUCCUUGGUGGGGAUAAUACCACCUAAGCUCACUGGAUUGAGCAAGCCACAUUUUGCUCUCGAAUAUGUGAGUAGGUAUUUUAUCUUUUUUAUUGUGUUUUGCAUUACAUAUUACAGAGUACACUAUUGUGGUUUUAUUUGUUUCCUCCUAUAUAUAUAUCCAUGGAUAACAACUAUUUGCACCAUAUCCUUGAGUGGGGAUCAUACCACUUCACACGCUAUCCUUGGAGCCAUAUCUACGGCUCCAUAACAUGUGAGUGCACAUUUAUCUAUACCUACUCCUGCUCCAUAUCCCAACAUAUUACACCAUAUAUGUUUAUUUUAUAUUUAUUUCUAUGAGAAUACCUCCUACAACUACAACAACAUGAAAAGUCAACCCUGCACUUAAUCCUUAGGCAAGGAUCAUUUCGCCUAGGCAUAUAAGUUGGAGCUGUAUUAAAGCUCCAGAAAAGUGUGAGUGGCCAUUUUUUAUCUUAUUUACUCCAGCCGAAGUUUUAAAUACUACACUAUUGUAUUUCCCUUUUAUAAACCCCUAUGAGGACUAUUUAGGCUCUGCACCUACCUCCUGUUUUUAUCCAGCUUUUAAUCGGAAGAGAGAGACUCCGCAUAUGGUGUUUUAGCUGCCAUAAGACUGUAAUUAUUUUACUUAAAGUGCGGAUUUAUCUCUUUUUAUGGUAUUUUGUCUCUUUAAGAACCAAUGAUCUAUAUAUCAUUCAUAAUGUCUGGCAUCAAUGAGGAGCACAUAUGAACAUCUAUUUAUAUUUACAAAAUUAACGCCAGGUAUAUUAAGAUGGCAAGUCAUAUAAAUCAUGGAAAAAAGAGAUUAUGCAUCCCCCCCCCUCCCCCCAAAAAAAAAAAUGUUAUGUCAUUUCAUGUACAGCGUUUACAAUUUUUCACAGUUUAUUAUUGUAUACCUGCAUACAUUUUAUUCUAUACCUCCUAUGAGGUUUGAGCAUAGCAGCUAAUGUGCUCUGUUUAGUUUUUUUUUAAUUUUCUUCUUUAUUUUUUUUUUUUAUUGUUGCAUAUUAUUCAGAUUUUGGGAAUUCUCAGCCAUGUUUAAAUGGCUGCUAAUUAGUUUUCCAGAUGUCGAGCAUACAGAUGUGAUAUUUGGAGGGUCUCAGCAGGCAGCUGUUGACUGGGAUGAACUUGUAGCUUUGCCAAACAGGGAAUAACGACCUGUUCUGACAUCUGCUAUUCCUAAUGCUGUAUGGUAAUUCGGUUAAAGCCACAGCUACCAAUUUGCAAUAUUUGCAGUUGUAUAUGUUAUGACUGUACUGCCCCUUUAAUUAGAGGUAAUUAUGAACCAUGCAUUGUGCUGGACUAUUGUUCUUUCAAUGAAGGACUGUGGUAUUCGUUUUUCACUAGUAUAGGUAGAAGAAAUGCGAUGCACUUGUGUUGUGCUGUCGCAUAACAGUUCCCUAGUGCCGACCGAUACGAGACACCAAGGGAUUGGGAUGGGGGGACAAGACCCCAAAAUUGUGACUCUCCUGCCAAAAUCAGGACUGUUGAAGGGACCUGAGAAUGUUUGCACAUUGCACUCUCAUUCUUUGGACAUGCACUUGCAGGAGCUGACCAUUUUGUGCCAGCGUAAGGGUAAUUAAGGUUUGAAUUAUGGUGCGGUCCAAUAAAAAUUUUCAGAUUAUAACAAUAUGGUGUGCUCUCAGCAUGUCUAUCACAAUGCCAAGAAUAAUUCUGUAUAAUAACAGAUUUUGUCUAACUCAUUCAGAUUAAGUAAUGCUUGCUUUUACUCACACGACACGACAUGCCAACGGCAUGGAUAGCUUGCAAAGAGUCUAAAAAUGUAUUUUUUGUUCUUAUAUGUUUUAAACGAAUACGGAAAUAUUAAAAUGAUGAAUAUGAUUCAUUUAUUAUUCUUAACAUGGCAAAGCACUCAUUUAAUGUAUGAAAUAACAUUGCUAUUGCUUUCUCACAAGUCUAAAGAUGAGAAAAAAAAUACAAAUCUUUUAUUGAGCUUCCCACAGAUGGCAUUUCCUGAGUUAAAAAAAAACACAAAUAAAAAACCCACGAAAGUAAAUAAAAAAAAAAAAAACAGCUAAGCUGACAAUCAUAAACAAACAAAAAUGAAAUAAACCUGCAGCACAUAAAUUUGUGACAUAUUUUUAGACAAAAAACAACCAAAAAGAUAUUGGUAGGGUAAAUAUGUCAGCUAGAAACAAGUAUGGAACUUGUAUUUGUUACAAUAGAAUUUCUACCCAAGACACGUCUGUACAGAAGUUGAUGUUGAUGGCUGUAUAGAUGUCAGUACAACCCUGUUACUUUUAUUUGUUCGUGUCAUUUCAGAAAACAGAGAAAAUGCUGAAUCGUCAAAGUGCCAUCCUAUUAUUCCCGUGAAGUAUUUGAUUUUUAUUCUGUUUCUCGUACUUGUAAUUGCUCUCUCCGUUGCUGCAGGACUGAUUGGUGAGUACUAGUCAUUAUUCAGUCAGUUCUCCAUUAAGUAGUCAAAAAUUCAAAGUUUUUCCGGCCUCUUACAUAAAUGGUAGAGGAUCGGGUAUUUUUCUCACAAAACAAAGCAGGGUGACCCUCUUCUUUUGAGAGCUGUGCAAUUAAUAAUCUUUAGUUUGAUAGCUACUUUACCUGGGUAUUAAAUAGCUUAAUUGGACAUAAGAAAGAAAAGCAUUCUUUAUGGCUAAUGUUCAUCUGCUAGAACUUAGUUACUGUCUAUCAUUUGCCAUUUCUUUCUCCUGCACGAUCCAAGUGAUCAUUGACCACGCGUGCACCUCUUUAUAAUCUCUGACUUAAAAACAGAAUAUAUUAUUUUCAAGCUAUUGAGAAUCAUACAACUUCUAUAUCAACCUUAUUACAUUAUUAUAUUUCCCAAAAUGCCUCCUGGAACGCGAUAUUGCAAACGAGGGGAAAAUUUAGACAGGAAUAAGGCAAUAAAGGAGGUAAGUAGGUAAGAAGAUACAUGACAUUGACGAUUAGGGAUACCAACCAAUAAAUAUGAGAUAAAGACUUCAAUUUUAUAAGCUUUCACAUAAUUCAAUACCGUUAGAAAAGCUUCCAGGUGAUUUAUCUACAGAAAUCGCCAUUAAAAUCUGUAGGAUUUUUGUAGAUAAAUAAUUUAGAAACAGUAUUGAAUAAUUUGAAAAGUGUAUUAAAUCAAGGUCAAAUUAAGAAAAGGCGGUGAUAAGACAGCAAGGAAUAGAAGAGUUAAAGCGAAAAUGUAUAAGAAACACCAACAAGAAGAAAGAUGGGUUUGAUACAAUAGCUAAAAGAGAGAUGGAUUUAAAACAUGAUCAGGAAGAAGAAGAAUAACUAAUUAAUGUGGUAGGACAUAGACAGAAGACUUGGGAGAACAAGCAGUGAAAUUGAAAAAUGUGGAGGGUGAAGCACCAAGACGCCUUGUUAAUUUAAUUUAUUACAGCCUUGUGGGAAAAUACACAGCGAAUGUCCAUUUUAUUGUUUAAUGAACAUAAAAAUAUGCAGAAUGUUAAGUGCAUUGUUUAAAUCAAAUGGUUGGUAAAAAUCUCAAUAAAAUUCAUUUUUAAUCCUAGUAGGAAAUUUUAGAACACAUCCUAUAACAGUCUGUUUCAAGGCAGUCUCUAGGUCUAUGAUUGGUUGGUGGGUCCUAAUUUAAAUGUAACGUGAGAGACGAACAUGUUAGCUAUGUCAAUUUCUGCUUAAACUGCAUUGCUCCAAGAGGUUCUUCUAUAAUUGUCGAGAAGGCUCAAAAACCAAAUGAAAGCCUAGUUAAAUCUUGUAGCUAUGAGUUUUCAGUGUCAAGAUAUUUCCUCAACAUAUACUGUUAUUGUAAAUAAAUAGCCCAAAUGAAAUGGAACCAUCAGGAAAAAAUAUCUUUGGCCCACAUACAUUAAAUUAUGAGAAAAAGUACUUUUAUUCUUCCAUAAUCAGUGGACAUCAGGAGAAGCAGGGAAGAAUGGAUUCUGAGUCUGAUGCAAUUCAUGCUUAUGACUAACUGAAGUACGAUUUUUUUGUACAAGUGAGGACACUCCUAAUUGGAGUAACCCAUGAGUUAAAGACAGAUGUACAAAUGUACAUUGAAAAAAAAAUGGAUUUGGAGGAAAUCCAAAACAUGCAUUUCUUGAUACCGGUGAUAACAACGACCAAGGACACAGAGUCUCUGAAACAUAAAUCAUACAUUAUAAGAAUGAUCCAAUAAUACAAAGUCACUUGAAGUGGAUGUACCUGAUGCAAGAUGAGACAGUAGGUCAGGAACCAGCAAUACUCUAGCAGACUACAAAGAAACAGUUUUCUUCUUAAUUGACAAAGUCAUCAUAAGCAGGUAGGCUUGUGUAUUUGGAUUUGCCCAAAUUGCAAUUUGCCCAGAUUUAGGUAAGUUGGCUGUUCGGCCAAAGUCUCGAUACUUAAAAUGACUAGUGUGAUGGCCAAACAUGCUCGUUUUAAUUUGGUGUUUGGAGUUCCACCCAUGGCACCAAAAAAAGAGAUGAUUGAUGGUUAGGGGACAUCAACUAAAUGUUUUUUUCACUGCUCCUCAUCUUUUCCUUCUAUUGGUUACUUUUUUUCACUUGAUUUUUGAGCCAAAUAAAGGUCAGCUUCAUCUAUCAAUCUACUACAAAACAUAUAUAUUUAUAUUAAUAUUUAUAUUAUCUAUGUAUUUUUCAGCACGCUGAUUGGCCCAUUGUCACACUUUUUUUUUUGUUCUUGAUCAAGGCUUAGAGACGAGCCAAAAAGACUGCCUUUUAGAAGAAACCUCAGGUGUGUCUGGAUAUUUUUUUAUUUUUUCCAUUUGAUGUCUUAAUGGAUUGGCCCUCCCAUUCUGGAGCACCCUGCAGGAAGUAUUAUCCCCUUUUUUUCUAGUGUGUGCAUUAUAUUCUUUUUUUUUCAAACAACUCUUUUUGUUCGUCCAAUUUGUUUUCACGAAUAUUUUCUAUGUACGAUAUUUGGAUGAGCCAAACCUUAAACUGUAUGAGUGUCUGAGGGCCCAAACUCAAUUUCAUUGUUGGAAACAAAAAUUGUGUCAGAACAAAUUUUUUCCAUCGUGCACAAAUCUCUAGCCAGGUGUAAUCAGAUGACAGAAGCUUCAAUCAGUGAGGACAACAUUUAGUAGAGCAAAGAAUGCAUUUAGCUCUGGGACAUUUUUCCUUUGGUGUUUAUAAUAAGCUGGAACUGGUUCAAAACCAUAAAGAAUGAGACUGAAACUAUCUUAAACAUGCGAUGCAUCGGAGCUAACUAAAGGGUCAUUCACAAAAGUGAGCUUUGUUGGGAAUUCAAAGUAAAUUUAAAAUUUAUGCCGAAAAUAGCUGAACUGGAAAAUUUCUCAGAGUCUCUUAUGUUUCCAGCUUGGCUACUUUGGCAUAAAAUUUAAAAUUCAGUUGGCAUUACUGAAUAUUCUCACUUUCCUGCCAAUGUUUCUCACCGACUGACUCUGUACGAUAAUAUUCCAAAUUAAUAUCAUGUUUCCUCUUAUAUCCUAGUACACUUCACCUGCCCUGGACAAAUACGUUGCCAAUCUUCCUCAAAGUGUGUGCAAAAAGUGAAACGUUGUGAUGGGGUGUUUGAUUGUCCUGAUGGAGAUGACGAAUACGGAUGUGGUAAUUCAGUUUCUUUUAUAUAUUUAUAUAUAUAUAUAUAUAUAUAUAUUUCUAUCCAAAUUAUGUUAUGAUUGUAUAUAAUUCUGUCAUGGUGUGAUUAUGCUUGCAGAUAUAAAAACAUUAUUCAAGUUAAUGGGUGUCCCUGCAUGUCUACCAUGAAAAAAAUUGGAUAUUCAAUCUAUAUGCCUAAAAUUAAAGAAUAUGCUAGCUUUAGUGUACUAAUAAUCUUAAUUUUAAUAAUGACAAGGAAAGACAUAUAGAGAAAAUAAGGAACCAAUCAGAGACAGGCGGAGAGAAUAAGAUACGGCUUCCACUGAGUCACUUCUGGUAAUCAGCUGUAGAAAAUCGGUAGUUGGCGGUUGGUGCUGGACGUGAAAAGAUGAUCCUGAACGAACCUCUCAGGUUGUUCAGUGUUGCCAAUAUGUGUGGAGCUAGGUGCCAAUCAUUGUUGUCCCUCCAGUGUUGAGAGGUUUCACCUGAAAGAUGUUCCGCCACCAAUGUGAUAUUUCGUGAGGCACAUCAUGGCACAUUGUGAGGUGCGUCAGUGUCUAAAAACAAAUGACACUUAAGUGGUUGAUGUGACGAACUGCAGAGAAAUUGUCCAUGCGUAGCAGGAUGCAGCAAUCAGAUCUCCCUUUUGUUAGAUUUCAGAUAGCAGAGGUGCCUGACAACAAUUCCAGGCAUGUAUACUGUCGAGCCACCAUCUAAUUUCUUGUCAGAUUUCUUACGUCAUGGGUACCGGUGAAAGAAGGUGGUUGCUAUUCUGGUCGGAGAGUAGAAUGUCGUCCAGGUAAGCCAAGCAUCACAUGCCUUGACCCUGUAAGUGAGCCAUCACUGGUUUCAGAAACUUUCUUAAAGAACAUUUUAUCUACGACAAAGGGCUGAAGGGCAGAGUCAACCCUGCUGGGGAAUUGAACCUGUGACCCCCAAGGGUUAAGCAGAUUCUUCUGACUAAGCAUUAGCCUUUCAUGAAAGGCUCACCAAAUAAUUUCCUCGUGCCUAUGGGCCCAAUUCUUUAGCCCAGAGGUUUACCUAUUUGCCAUCAAUUCAGAAUAAGGCUGCCUAGCGUCUCUCUGAAAAGAGGGCCACAUUUGUGUUGCCCAGGAAGCAAAACAUUUCUGGGUCCACUCACAAACAUCGUGCGCCCCGUCGCGCGUGUUGUCUGCUGAAAGGAGUCAGUCUGUGUGAAUACCUCAUCCGUUAGGGUCAGAACCCGGGCGAGUGGCCCGACGGCAUCAAGGAGCUUAUCCUGGGCUCCCUUGAACCCUUACUCGACCCCUUUCCUUGGGUCUCUAUCUCCUCGUGCCAUAAAGGCCAGCAUCAUCUGGUCAAAUUCUGGGGUAUAGGCGACCUUAUCUGGAGUGCAUUCUGAUCUCAGCCGCUUGUGGACCUCCUUUUACAGUGCCUUUUACAGUGCCUUCCAUAGUCAGAAGUGCAUGUGUCCAAUCUCCAGAACGUGGGUGGCGAAUGUUUUUCGGGUUAAACAGCUUUGCCCCGUGGUGUCAAAAAAAGAGCUCGCCAUCCGGCUGCGCCAAAACCAGCUCUUCCUCCACAUCACCCACAUGCUGGGGCUCACUCAGAAAGGUCUCCUUCACAAAGGAGUUGGGACCCCAAGUCCUGUGAUCAGAAUAGGGAUCUUCUGGGUAUAAACCUGACUGACUGAACCACCCCUAGGUUAGUACUAACCUUGACAGGUCCCUGUAGCAGGCAAGGUGAACAGAAGCCAAUUCAUAGGAGCUGUAACCAUAGGCGUGCGCACGGGGUGUGCUGGGUGUGCCUGUGCACACCCUAUUCCCGCGGCACGCCUAUGUAUAGUGAGACCGGCAGGGGAGAUCUCAGGAUCUCCCCUGUCGGCUCAUGCAGAGCCGGCGCUAUCCGAGCGCCGGCUCUGCUCUCAGCCUCCCUCCCCACUGACCCACAUGCAGGGCGGGAGGCAGGAGAGGACCCGGCGGAGCUAUUGCCGGCAGCUCCGCCGGGUUCGUCUCGCGAGAUAUGAGCGUUGCCUAGGCAACGCUCAAAUCUCGCGAGAGUGAACUCUAGCCCCACAGGUGCUAGAGUUCACUCUCCACUGGACCACCAGGGAUCACAGCAGCAAGGAUCCCCUCCUCCACUGGACCACCAGGGAUCACAGCAGCAAGGAUCCCCUCCUCCACUGGACCACCAGGGAUCACAGCAGCAAGGAUCCCCUCCUCCACUGGACUACCAGGGAAGGAAGCAGCAGCACGAUCCCCCCUCCCUACAAAAGGUAAGAAGGGAGGGGGGAUAGCAAGUAAUGUACCUCCACCCCCACAAUCACACACCCACACAUACAGCACACACACAUACAGCACACACACACAUACAGCACACACACAUACAGCACACACACAUACAGCACACACAGACAUACAGCACCCACACACAUACACAGCACCCACAGACAUACAGCACCCACAGACAUACACAGCACCCACAGACAUACACAGCACCCACACACAUACACAGCACCCACAGACAUACAGCACCCACAGACAUACAGCACACAGACAUACAGCACAUACAUACAGCACCCACAGACAUACAGCACCCACACACAUACAGCACCCACAGACAUACAGCACCCACACACAUACAGCACCCACAGACAUACAGCACCCACAGACAUACAGCACCCACAGACAUACAGCACCCACAGACAUACAGCACCCACACACAUACAGCACCCACACACAUACAGCACCCACAGACAUACAGCACACAUACACAGCACCACAGACAUACACAGCACCCACAGACAUACAGACACAGCACCCACACACAUACAGCACCCACACACAUACAGCACCACACACAUACAGCACCCACACACAUACAGCACCCACACACAGCACCCACACACAGCACCACACAGACAUACACAGCACCCACAGACAUACACAGCACCCACAGACAUACACAGCACCAACACACAUACAGCACCCACACACACACAUACAGCACCCUCACACACACACAGCACACAAACAGGACCCUAACAAACACACACACAGCACACUACCAGUACCCUCACACACAAACAGCACCCUCACACACAGUACAUUAACAGCACCCUCACACACACACACACAAACAGCACCCUCACACACAGUACAUUAACAGCAUCCUCACAAGCACGCACACACAAACACCCUCACCCACAUAGCACACUACCAGCACCGUCACACACACAUCACACUAACAGCACCCUCACACAGCACACACACACACACAGCAGUGUGUGUAUGUGUGUAUAUAUGUGUACAUAUAUAUAUAUAUGCGGUGUGUGCUUGUGCUUUAGGGUGCACACCCUAAUGCAAUAGGCUGCGCACGCCUAUGGCUGUAACAGUGACAGACAGAUAAAGUAGCCACUAUUUUCCGGCAAGGUAAGGUACCAGGGUAUGUAACAAUAUGAUAGGGGUGCUCACCCUCAGUAAUAUUAGUAUAGAAGUAUUCCAGUAACAGCAGCAGCUAGCAUAAGCUAGGGUACAUUUAUAAAUUAGGGGCUCACCGCUGUUUAAUUGCUAGCAACCGGCACGGGUUAAAUGGCCGACGCGGAACUCGCGAGGUGCGAUCCAAAGUGGCUGUGAAAACAACCAGUGAAAUGCGUUUGCUGGAAUGUCUGUUGAAUGGUGGCUUGAAAUAAAGCGAACAGAGCCAGAACAGUAAUACAGGGAACGAACAACCCAAAAGGGAACUACCAAACGCUGAGGAUGUGCGUUCGGGAGUAGAAUGGUCCAAAGGGCCGACCAGGAAGGAAUACAAAACUCCGAACGCGCAUUGGUUUGAAUACGUGUGUAGCGGAUGGCACUGGGCUGUCCUGAAAAUUUCGUGUGAAUAGCUGCAUUCGUAUAAACUGUUGGUUGUAUAUGUGUUUUAAAAGAAAUGUAUUCCUCUGAUUGUUCGGUAGAAUCAUUCGAAUAAACUAAAGGAAUGAAACUACCGAACAAUCAGACCUCCCCUGUGUGAAGUGUGUCCUCAAUUACCCGUUGCAACAUUGUUGCGAACCUGUAAUUGACAAGUUAAGUAGCCGUCCUUUGUUCUCGGGGGUGGCCGCCAUUCGACAAACGAACAGCGGUGUUUUGCCGUCGAGUGUCUGGAACUCAAAUCGGACACUUGACUAAGUGAACACCGCUGAAACCUCCACAAGCCCGGUCCGUUCGGUUCCUAACUACCGAACGGCCCCUCGUUCGGUAGACAGAAAGAACCGAACGAGGGGUUUCAGCCAAACCCUCCCUAGCCUCUAUAGCUAGAGGUUUUCAUGCUAUUCAUUCCCUGACUCCAGGACCGACCGCAGGGCCCAUUCACAUGGAACCGCAUUCGGCUGUUUCACUCAGUGCGGUCGGUCAUUUUAUUCCCUCCAUAAAUUUCCCGAACCCCUGGUCUGAUCUGGGUGAUUUUUGGAUAUGUUGUUCGCCCAGAUCAGAGCUACCAGGGGAUGUAUGAUUUAAGGGGGUACCCCUACGUUUAGGGGUACAUCCAGAAACGGGGGGAAUUGCUGGACUGGAUAAGGGGAUUAUGAUGCAGGCUGAGGGGAGGAGAUGUGUGGGAGGUUACCAGGACAGGAUUGGCUACUGUACUAAUGAUUGUAAAUCCCUCCCUUGCAUGGGAGCAUGCUUUAAAAGGCCAGUGUGGAUUAAAGAUUUCAGUUCUGCUCCUGAAACUGUGUGUCGUCCAGUUAUUGGGAUUGCUGUGGGGAUACUGCUGUUAUUUUGCCUGUUGGAAACCUUGCCUGUGGAUUUACAAUUUACUUGUUCCUGAGCCUCACUUGGAUUAUAAGCGGAGAUAACCUGGGGAAUAUUGCAUCUCCGCUACAACGUGUUCGGUAGAUUGAAGCACGAUAAACAGGCUUACGCGAACACGCGGAGAGCGUGUCGCUGUGAGAGAGUCCCUGUGGAGUGGUGAGUGUAGUCACAAGGAGAACAUUUUAUGAGAGGGGCUCAUCCUCUAGUAAUGAAAUUAGUAUCAAUAUCAGUAUUGGGCUGAGUUUAGGAGAGGGGCUCACCCUCUAAUAAUGAAAUCAGUAUUAUGUACUGACAUAAACUGUAAGAUAAACAAAAAACUGGCAGGAAAUAAAAGGGGAUAAAGUAGGUACACAGACAUCCCAAGUCUAUACCCUACAUAACAAAACCAGCGUCACCACUAUGAGAUAAAACCUUACAUUAAUACAUAUACAGUAAGAAAAGAAAGAAAUCAAUUAAGUAAAUAAGUAAAAUUAAGGAAAUAUAACAAGACAAGCCAACAAAGUGUAGACACACAAUAUUCUGACCUGACUUGUGAUGGAGCAGCAAAGAAAGAGGGAGUGACUCAGUGGAAGGCGUAUCUUAUACUCUCUGCCUGUCUCUGAUUGGCUUCUUUUUUUCUCUAUAUGUCUUUGCUGCUAUGGAGUAGUAAAGGAAGAGUAUGCAAGAGUUAUGUGAUAAAAUUACUUUUUAUAUAGCCACAUAUUUCCGUUAAUUUCUGUUUAUCCGCAUCUUGUGCCGUAAAGUAGAAAUUCAUUUUGAUAUUAAUUAUUUGCUGAUUAGUGGAAAGGACGCUGGACUUACAUGGCAGGGCUUACCUCAGGAGUGCUGACACAAGCUCCUAGCUGGAGCUUCCAGCUCUCCUGAAGGCUGAGAGAAGGUGUGGUGUGGCAUCUGGAAGACCCCAGGUAAGAAGUCAAUCUGUUACUUAACAGUUUGACUAUUUACAUUGGACGGAACACUAGUCCACUCUUGGCACCAUAACCACUAUAACACACUGUAGUGGUUAUAGUGCUUAGAGUGUUCCUUUAAUAGUGUAAUAACCUCAACUUUAAAGCGCUACUUGUGGCAUUCAAUGCAUCUAAUGUGUAGUGCAUAAUAUAGUAUUUAUUACAGGGUGUGUAGUUGUAUGAUGAGUUUUUAUAUGUAACUGCCCUAUGGUAAAUUAAUAAAUCGUGAUUGAAACAAGUUAAUCGUUGAAUUGUGUAUUAAAACAUAAAAAAAAUUGUUCACUUGCAAAUUAAAAUAACACUUUGGGUUCAUUUUCAGUGGAGGAUGUACAUAGGGGUACUUAGGAUUAUACAGAGGGUGGGAUUACAGUGCCAACAGGAGAGAGAAGUAUUAAGCCAUGGUGGAAGUAGCACAGGGAGAGCACAACAGCACUAGCAUCUUUUUUCUCUCACACAAUAGCCCUAGUGACUGCUUGAGGGAUGAUUAAGGAAGGGAAUAUACUCAAAUAUGUAAUAUAUAUAUAUAUAUAUAUAUAUAUAUGUGUGUGUGUGUGUGUGUGUGUGUAUAUAUAUAUAUAUAUAGCCAGUGAAGCCCAGAGAAGAAAAUGGGAGUGCGAUAUUUCUGACACAGAGCACUGCGCUACUUGUAACUAAUAGUUUUAAUAACUCCUACUGCACAUACCCACACCUUCUUUACAUUGCUCAGUCAUUCUACAGCUGAUACCUGAGACACUCAUACUGUGGCUAGUUGAAAAGUUGUGAAGCUUCAAACUGCAGGACCGGGGCUGUGACUCUGAGGACUGAUCUAAUUAUAAUUUCAAUCUAUUUUAAUCUGUAAUGAUUGUUAAUUCUGCUAACCGUGUCAGCCACUUCUUAGCACUAUAUUACAACUGCUGAUUAAUUAUAUUUCCAGCUGCAAAGGUAAAAAAAAAAAGAGUAUCAGUAUAUUGAUGCUUUUACCCUGUGUACACUGUGUGCUGAGAGCUAAUAGUGAUUCAGGAGUAGCUGACAUGGUUGGAGUCUAUCAGUAUCUUGAUUAUUUAACUAUGUGCACCCUGUGUGCUAAGAGCUAGUAGAGUAGCUGACAUGUUUCAUAACAGAAGCAAUAUUUAAUAAAAAGCUAAAUAACUAAUGAACUCAUGAGAGGGAGUGCUAAACUAGGGCUAGCAAUAUAGAGAUAUAUUUUAUAGAUAUCUCUCUGUUGUGCCCAGCUUGUUUUACUGUAUGCUCAGAUUUCUGCAUUAUAUGACUAUCUCUGCACUGUACAGGGAAGAGUAAAAUUCUGGGGGAGAAGUCUGGCACCCCACUAUCUUAAACAGGGCUGCCCUCAGAGCAUGACAAGUACGAGUACUAUUAUAUACCAAAUGUAUCUUACUUUAUUGCCCAAUUUUAUAUAUAUACCUGAAGACCCUGAUUGCUUCUAUAAUGAAGAGAGGUCCCAGGAGAGUCCAAGUUCCACAUCCAGCAGUGUCCUCUUGAGAGCUGCAAAAGCACUACUGUGGGCGGCUAUGACAACCGGUAAAUCUAGUGUCCCACCCUCUCUGUCCGUAAGUAAAAGGAAAGGAGUAAACUUACGUUAUUAUAAACUUUAAAAAAAACUACUCACCUUCCCACAGCGCUUAUUCAACACCACAAAGACACACACACACACACUGUCUCCACUACACACACACACACACGCCUCCACAUUCACUACACAAACACAAAUCAACAUAAAGAUGCAUCUACAAAAAAUACAAAAACAAAAACCAAAUUGGGCAAUAAAGUAAGAUACAUUUGGUAUAUAGAAUUCAAUAUUGAUCUCACAAGUGUAGGAUAAAAUGAAGGCUCAUCUCAUAUGCUGGUAGUUUCUCAAAUACACAAAGAUCUUUUGAAAAAGCGAGUAUGGUAGCACUGGUAGAUUCCCCAACUCAAACUUUGUGCAGGAACUUCAGGAUCCUGGCCCAGACCUGAAACUUCUUCCAUGUAACUACAUUCAGUCCUUGUUUCAAUUACUUCCGCUUAUGUUCUCUUGCCAAGUAACCAGACAUGUUUCGCCUGCUGGGUAUUACACAUACGUACUCAUACAUGCAAUAUAUAUACUGGAUAUACAUUUGAACACUUAAAGACAGCCUUUUUAUUAGCAAUCACUACUGCAAGGCAUGCUUCUGAACCUCAGGCUCUCUCAUGCAAUGCUCCUCAUACUGUGUUUUCCCCAGACAAAAAGACUGUCCUAAGAGUACAAAGCAGCUUUUCCACCAAGGUCCUUCAAGUAGCACUUCAGUGUCAAGUGUCAAGCUGUCAAGUAGCACUCCAGUGUAGGUUUAUUAAUUUCACAUCUCUUUCACACACUGAUCAGGAUGAUUCGAUCCCAAAUGUCAUAGACAUUUAAUCUACCAUUCAGGUGCAUCUCAUGUCUCUGCAUUGCAGGAUGUGACCGAAUCACUGCUUAUUUGUGUGUUUCCCCUUGUUUCCCUGUGUAUUUAGUGCAUUGUGCCCUGUUUAACUGUUCGGGAGUGCCCAUACGAACAGCACUCAUUCAUCUCCCGAAUGGGGACAACCCCGUACCCAAUUAGAAUGUUCACACCAAUCACUUAAGUGCGAAACCGCAAGGGAAGUAAUUAAUGAGUGCUCCCCUGGGUGGCCGCCAUUUCAUAUAGACGAACGCCAACCAGAGGGAGCAUUCGUAUCCCAAAAGGAUGGUCGCACAGGAACCUCACGAGCAGAGACCAGUCGGGGAAUGUACUUUUGUGGGGUUCCUGAGGUUGGUUGGGACACUUUUGAGAUACUGUCUAUUUUGGCGGGGUUUCUGUGCCUGGGAGACAAAUGGCUAGAGCCUUUUCCCGCACCUUGGCUCCCAGGCACAGAGGAUCCUGGGAUGAAGACCAUUGUCUUCUUGGGUAGAAAACCCCUUGCAUGGGUGGUGGACUUUCUGUACCUGGGAGACAGAGACUAGACCCCUAGCUCCCAGGCACAAAGAAUCCUGGAAUGGAAGUGUCUGUCUGUUUGUGUGGAAGACCCCUUGCAGGGGGUUAUGCAUGAAAGCAGUGUGUGGCACAAUAAAAUCGUGUUAUACUCCCAGAGCUGUGUGUCGUCACGUUACUGGGGGAAAUGGAGGUAUGCUUAGUUUACGGAGUGGCUGAAGGAAGGAAUUAGCGAAGGUUACCCAGGGUCCGCUACACAGGAGCUCCGUAGCCUUGAAUUAUUCUUGCCCUAAUAUUUCCUCAUAGUGAAGAUACAUUUUUAUAAGCGAGACCAUGCAUUGGCUUUUACGUUUUUCCCUGUAUAGACAGAACCAUACAUAGUGCUUUCAGGAGCCAGAAUCAUAGGAUCGUGCAAGAGCUGGGUAAUAAGUAACCCCAUCACCACUGUAAUUGAAACCCAAGUCAAGCACUACUUGAGUACAAGGGUGUGCAUUACUAUCUUUGCUUUGCAUUCCAUAUGUUGAAUAAACAGUAUGCUUCAGUUUCCAAAAUAGCACUUCUUAGGCCUAUCAACCUCAGUUACUGCUCAAAGUGGUGGGGCAAAAUUCUCUCUUCAUGAGACGUGCAUGAGAAACCUGCUUCACCAAAAUGUACAGGAGAGUUAAGUCCAAUUGCCUGGAUGGGACACUAUUCGUGCAAAAACCUCAUUACGUGCAGACAGGUUGCAAUGUGUUGAAUUCAUUAUGCUAUUAAUUCAUUUCCUAGUCCUGGAUAAGAUCAGGUUUUCUUUCAUGUGAAGACAGAGUAUGGCCAGCUCCUUGACAAUAAUUUUAGCAAUACAUUACAUGGGGACGUAUUGUGUACAGGAAGUUAAAUAAAAUACUGUUUAUAAUAGGAGUCUAUAGUCAUAAACGGAGAGAAGCAGGGAGGCCUGCCGUUACAGACUCGACCUUUCAAGUAUGUUACUCAAGUAAUUGCUAUAUUAACUAGACAUUAGAAAUUAAUUAGUCCUUUAAGAUUUUUUAUAAUUUUUUUUUUUUUUUAAUAUAAAAUAUUUCUUCCUGAUGUCUCCAGUUGGAUUAGCUAAUUGAUAGUAUGAUAUCUGUAUAGGGAUCGAUUGGCGUAACUUUGCUGAAAUCAGUACUGACACAAAUAUGAAGCACUGAUAGGAGUGUUAUCUCUGAUAAGAGUAUCCUUAGUACUUUAAUAGAAGCAUCACAGCAAGCGAGAAAUACUCGGUUGAAAAUAGUGCCCUGACUAACAGCAGUACCCACUGAUAGAAAUACUCUCCCUGACAGUAGUACCAUGACUAACAGCAGUACCCACUGAUAGAAUUACUCUCACUGACGGUAGUACCAUGACUAACAGCAGUACCCACUGUUAGAAAUACUUUCAUGGAUGGUAGUACUCUAAAUAACAGCAGUACCCACUGAUAGAAAUACUCUCACUGAUGGUAGUACCAUAACUAACAGCAGUACCCCACUGAUAGACGUACUCUCACUAACGGUAGUACCCACUGAUAGAAAUACUCUCACUGACAGUAGUACCAUGACUAACAGCAGUACCCCACUGAUAGAAAUACUCUCACUGAUGGUAGUACCAUAACUAACAGCAGUACCCCACUGAUAGAAGUACUCUCACUGACAGUAGUACCCACUGAUAGAAAUACUCUCACUGACAGUAGUACUCUGACUAACAGCAGUACCCACUGCCAGAAAUACUCUCACUGAUGGUAGUCAUGGCUAACAUCAGUAAAUACUCUCAUUAAAAGAAGACAUAUAGUAGUACACCACUGAUAGAAAUACUAUCACUGAAAGCAUGACCCUCAGUGGUAUAAGUACACUUGUAAUAGAAAUACUCUGACUGAAAGCACGAUCCUUACUGCUAUAAGUACCUAUCUAAUAGAAACACUCUCACAAAAAGAAUGCCCCUCUGUGGCAUAAGUACCCUUGUACUCUCACAGCAAUAAUGACCCUCACUGACAGAGGUACUGUGCUGAAAUAAAUACAGUGAGCCUAUACUCUGAGAGUAACAGUACACCAUUGGCAGGAAUGCCUUCAUGUCGAACAGUACUCUCACUGAUAGCAGUACCUCCACUUAUAAGAAAACCUACCCUGAUUCUGGUAGUAACCUCACUUUCCCAAUAUGCAGAGUAUGCAUUUAAUGAUAGGACUCCAUUUAGUUCCCUCUUUCCCUUACUGAUAUUGUGUGUCUUUACUGGUAGGAGUACCUGCACUGACACUAAGUACUCUCUAUGUUCUGUGAGUACUUUCUGUGUUAGAGGGAUAAAACUCCUUGCUUAAAAAGCAUGUUUAAUUGGGAGUACUAAACUGGUAACUGUAAGGUCACUGAUAUAAGGAGUAUCUCAGAAAUAAGACUACCAUAACUGAUUGUAUGGCACUGAUAAAGGUACGCUUACUGAUAUGAGGAACUCUCUGAUAUGAGUAAUAUGAGGCAUAUUCAUGGUUUCUAUGAUGUAGUAUGACCUAAGCCCCCCAUCUCCAAAAUAAGAAAGAAAACAAAAUGUAACCUUUUUCACAACACAAUAUCUCUCUAUAGUAUCAGUUAAAGACACUGGGUGCCAAGUGCUUUCGUUAAUUGGUCUGUUUUAUAUGUUUGUAUUAGGCUAAUCAUUUACAAUUAUAACAAAAUGGAAAAACUCUGGUGUAGGUUAUACAGAUCUGUAGAGAACAUAAAUAUUGAUAUAAUGUUAUGGUAAAUCUUGGCAGGAUGAGCUGAAAUGUAUACACAUUACCGUUUGUUUGAAUCUUGGGAUAUUUACAGAGCUUGACACAAGAAGGUAUGAAGCUCUACAAAAUCCCUUUUAAUACUUCCACUGCCAGGCAGUAUGUGCUUUUCAUAACAAGUGAUUUUUUUGGAAAAAUUGAUUUUUCAAUGAAAUGCCAGCAAUUUUACAUGUCCAAGGGGACCUUCCAUAAAUUACCAUUUUGUUAAUUUCCUCAAGUGAUCACUGACUGUUGGAAACUGAGAUGAACAAACGGCAGUGCUAAGGAACCCUAUAUCUCUCCAUUUUUGCUCCUCCAGGCUCCAUUACAUUAAGUGUAUUUGUCAUUUCAGCAGGUGACCAACGAAACACCUCCUCUCAUAGCUGCUGUUUAGAGGCACUUUGCACAGAGAUAAUUCAGGCAACUGGACAGGAGUUGCUACUUUGUGGAGACAAUGUAUUUAAGGUCCAGAAUGAAAGCAUCUAAUAUGACCAUGAUUGCCUUCAGGUGCAAUCCUCCUUGGAAAGUAUGGAAAUAUAUGGCUGGACAAGCAAAGAAUGUGACUGGAGAUGAGGGAGGGACAUGGACAUGACUAGACAUGGACUUGAACACACGACUAGAAACUGACACGACAAGGAAAGGAUUAGCAUUAACUCAACCUCAUAGAUACCCAAUGUGUCUUUCUUUGUCUACUCUUUAACCAUAACUCUAACCCAUCUCCUGCUCACACAGCCAUCCAGUCCUAGGUUCUUUUUACUUUUGGAGCAUUAUAUGAAGACUGUUUUAAAAAUGAGGGAAAACACUAAAUUAAACUGACAAGUAACACAAAUAUACUCACAUUUAAAGUUUUUGCAUUUGCUGUAAGUUCAGAGGCUUUUCAGCAUCUGCAGUGAUCUUUGCUCAAACCAGGAAGUGACUCAGCCAAUCAUGAUACUACAUUCCGAGGCAGUGAUGUGCUAACACAGCAACUCCCUGCACAGAAGUACUUCAUAGGAAAAUCAUGGAUUUCUAGGUGGUUUAGAUCAGUUUUAAGAUUUGUAAUAUAAGAAUCCGAAAAAAGGGGGAGUGCUGAAGGCUGAGGUAGAGUUAAAAAUGGUAAGCGUAAUGAGUUUAUUGGUCUUAAAAACAAAGAAAUAAAAAAACCAAACACUUCACAUUGUGCAUAAUGUUGCCUAAUAUGAAAUGAAAGUGACUAGAAUGAACCGAUACAAGUAAUGAUGGAUGCAAUGUGUGUAAUCUUUCAGUUCGGCUCAGUGGAAGAAACUCUGUGUUGCAAGCUUACUCUGCGGGAUCUUGGAGAACCCUUUGCUCCGAUGAUUGGGAAACCUUUUAUGGGAACUUCACAUGUAAGCAAUUAGGGUUUUCAAGGUAAUAAGGAAUUAGUAUACAGUGGCUUUGUAUGUUCUUUAAAAAUGUUACGAAAGCUGUUAGCGAUGUAAUGGUAAUGGUUAACAUAAAAUAUACUAAACAAAAAUUAUCAAAGAAAAAUCUACAAUUACCUAACGGAAGCCUAUGGUAGACUAAUAAUUAAUUGUGAACUACAAGUCAACAUGAGCGACUCUUAUCAUUUAGGUAGAAAAUGACAAUAAAUUUACAAAUGAUCCACAAUUACAAAUAAUAAACAAAUGUAUAGUUUUGAGGUCUCUAUGGAACACUAAUGCCAUAAUUGAAGGUCUAUUCUAAGCACCAAAACCACUACAGCCCACUGCAAGAAGGUCUCUUGGACACACUGUUAAAGGACAAGCCAUUUUUGAAUAGUUUGACACCUAUCUGGGUCCUUGGGCACCCACAGCCCAGCCUCUCUUCACAGAUAUUGCUAAAGCAGAAGUUCAUCCACCUUAUUGCACCCCACUAUUUAUUUAGCUAUAUUUGAAUUGUCCUGGAAAUUGACUUGUCCGUAUCUUAUAUAUGUAUAUAUUUAUUUCUGUAUGGUUUUUCAUUUUGCCAUGUAUUGUUUUUAUUAAUAAUAUUACAAGGCUUCACGUGGAAAUCCUCGACACACUAGGUAGCUGCGUACGUGGAUGACCUUCUCUUUUUUUACAGAGAACAGUCAGACUUCGAACUAAAUAAGGCGAAAUGUGAAGUGCUCAACCUCACGGCACCCACACAAAUGGUCGAAGCCCUCAAAAACCAAUACCCCUUUUGGUGGUGCCGGUCACACAUGCGCUACCUCUGAAUAGCACUCACCUCCGAUAUGAGUUCGCUAUACCAGUCAAAUUACUCACCUCUCCUCCAACGUAUUCAACAGGACCUGAAGAAGUGGUCAUACCCCCAAAUAUCAUGGUUUGGCAGAAUCGCGACAUUAAAGAUGAACAUAUUACCCAGAAUUCUAUACCUCUAUCAAACAGUGCCCCUAGCCCUACCAGCAACCUUUUUCUCGUCACUAUGCACUGCCAUGAUCCGCUUAGUUUGGAAUGGGAACCAGGCACACCUCCGACACAACCUACUGUGCCUGCCGAGGUCCUGGGGGGUUUGGCACUCCCCGACAUGCGCAAGUACUACCAAGCAUCCAUCCUACAGAGAAUACUAGACUGGCACUCCCACCCGAGACACAAACAGUUUGUUAACACAGGACAAACACCACCUACACCCAUCCCUGAUCCCGUUGAUCUGGAACAUGGGACGCUCAAUACCACCCACCCUGUACCCAGACUCUACAGUAACGCACACAUUGAGGGAAUGGGAAAACAUUAGGGGAGCUCCCCAAGUGUCCCCAAUGCCAAGCCCACUGAUCCAAAUACAACACAACCCCAAAAUAUGAGGGGGCACACCACCACAGACCUGGGACUUCAUAGACAGAGGAGACCACAUCCCCUUACAUAAGGCGCUACACAACGCGGAAAUGAAAUCAUUACGAGAAAUGACAGAGGGCUACCCACCGACGAGCCUACAAACAUUCCAUUACUCACAACUUAAACACUUCUACCAGACACUCCCGAACAGAGAAGCAAUUCACCGAGAUCUAACGUGGUUCGAAGGCCUAUGCGACAACAAAACAUCCCUAGAUAAAGCCAUCUGUAAACACAUAUUGACAACGAUGGGAACAAAUGCUCGCCAACACCUUUACAGACACCCAAUGGGAAAGAAUACUUAUCCUACACCACAAAUGCCCGUCAAGCUCCAAAUAUCAGGAGACUAAUUACAAACUGCUAGCAAUGUGGUACAAAACCCCGGAUAGCUUGCACAGAAUCUUACCGGCAACACCCACCACAUGCUGGAGGUGUGGCGUGGUCCAGGAACACUAAUGCACAUAUGGUGGGACUGCCCCAGAUCAUACCAUUCUGGGACGCGAUUCAACAAAUAACCAGAAAGAUACUGGGAGAUACAGGGGAAUUCGAUAGAGAAUUCGCCUUGCUACACUCCACAUCACUCCCCAUCGGAACAUACCGAAAAUCCAUUCUUAGACACUUCGUAAAUGUGGCCAAAGUCCUAAUCCCACAACAUUGGAAAUCGACCACAAUUCCCACAACGGCACAAUGGAUGGACAAGGUAGACGAAAUAUACACUGCAGAACUGGUACAGGCAUCCCUAUUAGGCACUGAGGAGAAACACGUGGACAGGUGGCGGCCGUGGCUGGCUUUGGUGGUGGGGCGAACGGCGGGGGCAGGGAGCGAUGCGCAGACAUGAGUGGAUAGCCGGAAUACCUACCUGGCAGGUGGGCUCUUAUCCACCCGCAUCGAACGCACCCCCACAAGAGGGGUCUAAACGAGCAAUCACCCAGAGGAUGGUCUGAGGCCGAUUCCCCCUCCCCCUUCCCCUCUCGCUCCCAACACCCAUACCAACCCAUCCACCCGCCAUAUUGGCCUCAUACUACGAAACACCUAUAGUCUACCGCAUUAGCUACAACUCCCACAAUACACCCGACUAAACACAAUACAUCAACUAAUGCUGGAACGGGCACAAGGCGACCGCUAACUAGACGAACCCACCAACAAGUAAAAGGCUGAUAACACUUCUUUUCCACUCUAGAAAAUCGCUAAUUUAUAAUGCAUGUUUGAUUUUUUUAUGUAACCAGUUACACAGGGCCUGCGUGUCCUUUUUUAAAAAAUAUGAUAUUAUCUGUUAUGUAUUACUAUCUACUAUGCUCAAUAAAUGUUUUGUUGACCCAAGAUUAAGAUCGCUCCUUUCCAAAGAUAUACAUAUGGGGUAUAUUUGUACUGAGGAGAUGUUGCUGAGUACAGCUAAGAUAAUUUUAUGACAGUGGGACACACAAGAUUUAAAAAAUAAGCAUCAAAAAUACUAUGUGUAUGUAAAAAUGUUAAACUAAAAAUUAAUACCACAAACUUUGAAACAAAAUGGUAACAAAAUGUCACUUCAAUAAAGCUUAUAAUAUUUUAUUAAUACUAUUACAAUUUCACUUUAAAUUCUAGUCAUUUAAGGGAUAUUCCUGCUGUUGUGGUUCUAGUUAAACCUUUUAAGAACGGUUUACCUGAGGUAUACUGUAUCCUCUGCUGCUAUUGAAGUAAGCCUUUCCAUGGGCUACAGAGGACUGUGCUCAUUGGCUGAAAGGGCUCAGCUGUCACUGAGCUGGCACCACAAGGAAUGGCUUAGUUCAUCGGAGGACUAUGGACCACAGGUUAGCGGUCAAACUGUUUUUAAACAAUUUGACUCCUUGUUCUGGGAGGGCACCAGAGCACCCAUGACAACGGGCUGUUGUGAUUUUGGUGUUUGGAAUGUUUCUUUAACGUAAAGGCAUUCUCAAUUUUUGUUUCAAGUAAUAAAGAAUAACAGGUGCCAUAUACUAACAAAAUUAGGAAUGUGAAGUGCCUUAAUGUUUGAACACACAAAAAGUCAGGAGAGAAUAACAUCUCUGUUUGGAUUGUGCGAAAACAGUAGAGAUGUCAUACAACACAGAUUCAAUAUGAUUUAAUGUUCGAGAGAAGCUUUCAAGUGUAACACAAAUUGGAGCUGAAUGCGUAACAGUGCGAGUUCUGGUGAAUGCAAACAAGAAAAAGUAUAAACCUUAUAAUCUCAUGAUACAUGUUUCUUGAGGGCAGAACACGCAGAAGACAUUUAGAGAGAAUAUAUCUAGAUUUGUGGAGGUGAAUUGCCUAUUUUGCAGGCAUGAAAGCGAAGGGAUUUGUAGAGGACUGUGAAUAAUUGACAAGGCAACAGUACAUUUUAUACCAAAAUUUCCAAACUCGAGAAGACUUUUUAUCAGUUAUGCAAUUUCAUAGUAACUUUCUUGAUUUACUAAAUAAAUAAAAAAAAAUCUUAUUCAAUAAAGUACGAACUAUGGAAAAUUAAAGGUCAAAAUAGAUGAAAAGUUAAAAAAAAUAGAAUCUUUUUCUAAUUUUGAUAUUUUGGAAUCCAGUUUGCAAACUGUUAGUUAAUUCUUCACAUUUACCAGUUUAGGGGUAAAAUUACAAUCCUGUGUCGGUAAAAUUCAUGAUAUUUUUUUGACUUUCAGUUGAUCCUGUGUGACACUUUUUAAUGAGUUUAAAUUCCCAAAUUUACGAACCAUUUUACUGCCAGUAAUGCUGCCAUAUAUAGAAAACAUUAUCAACUUUAAAUUAAGAUUUAACUUGUGAUUUACUUGUCAAUCUGUAAAUGUUGAGCUUGAUCAGCCAAUAUUGUGAGGUUAAUAACAAAAAAAAAAAAUUACUUUCCCAGACUGUUUAAUAUCUCCCGUAGGAGGUUACAGACAUCCAAGUCUAUUGAUGUUUUGUACCGUAUGAACUAUGCAGUGUUUGUAUUGUGUAUAUGUGUAUUAAAGCGUAUCUGUCACCCACAGUAGCCGCUAUUGAAGCCUAUGUUCACCAUCGCCCAUAAUGCUCUACGCAAGCUAAUGCUCGCCCUGGAAUCUACAUGAAAAUUCCACAAGAGCUGAUGCCAUAUUGCAAAUCCAUAUAGCACUGUAGGGGUUAAACUAAUCUGCAUGGCAUACUCUAGUUAUACCAGGACAGACAUGCAUACAACUUCUAGCUAGCGAUCAGGUUCUGCAAAAACAUGUUAAUUCCACUUUAUAUAAAAGCAUUAAAAAUUUCAGUCACUGGGAGCUGGGGUCAUGUGAUGGCGGAGAGGAGGGUGCCAAAAUUCCCUUUCUUACUUUCAUAUUAUCUUUUCUCGAAUACAACUCUCUGUUCAUGCCCUUUUCUCAUAUGGUCCUUCCUCACUGCUCUCCUUAUGGUAACUCCCACAGUGGAAUACUAGUAUUGUACUAAUUACCUACUGAUUUGGUGGUGCAACAGUUCGUUGACGCAAUUCAUGGUUAGUGACCAGAAGACACUCAAAAAGGAGUGUUUGUGUGUGGAGGUGGGGUCUACAGGAAUUGGGAGUGAUAGUUAACAUAGGGGGAAAGAUCCAUAUAUUUAUUGAGUAUUGAGUUUGAAACCUUUGCGGGUGACCCAGUAGACACAAGUAUUCCAAGCAUGUAUUUUUUAUUAUUAACCUCCAUCUUCACUGAAGUUACAAUUACGCACUUAUUUGUGAAUUUGUAAAAAGUCACUGUCACUUAAUGUAUUUUUGAUAAUGUAUUGUUAACAUUUCUUGCUGAUGAAUACUCAAUAUAGAUUUUUAAAAAAGUGUUUUUUUGACAUACAAGAUUAACAUUGUUGUUGUUCCUUUGUCCUAAAGGGACACUAUAGUCACCAAAACAAUUUAAGCUUAAUGAAGCAGUUUUGGAGUAUAGGUCAUGCCUCUGAAGUUUCACUGCUCAAUUCCCUGCCAUUUAUUUCACUUUGUUUCUGUUUAUGCAGCCCUAUCCAUGCCUCCCCUGGCUGUGACUCACACAGCCUGCAUGGAAACAAUUUUUUUUUGUUAUAAAUGAAUUGUAACUUACUUUAAAAGUUUUUAUCUCCUGUUCUGUAAAUUGAACUUUAUUUGCAUAGAGUAGGGAGGCUCCUGCAGAGUCUAGCCAGCUAGUAACAGUACGAGAGAUAAGACAUGAUAAAUUAAACAGAACGUACAAUAAAGGAAGUGUAAACAUUAGAUGACUCUUCACAGGAAGUGUCUAGGAAGGCUGUGUAAGUCACAUGAAGGGGGGUGUGACUAGGGCUGCAUAAACAGUGAUUUAGCAGCUAAAUGGCAGAUAAUUGAGCAGUGAGACUGCAGGGGCAUGAUCUGUACACCACAACUGCUUCAUUAAGCUAAAGGUGUUUUGGUGACUGGAGUGUCCCUUUAACUAUUUCCGUGAUAGACAAUUGCAACAAUUGCAAUGCUCUGCUAACCGCUCUGAAAACUGUAAGGGUUCAUAUUCUAUAUUUAGAGUACUAUGUAGCACGUAAUUCACAGUAUUUACACAUUUGUUAUGUAUUAUUUUUUCUAGUUUCGGUUUCUGAUAAUGAUUAUGUCAUUUCAGUUAUGUGAGUUCCUCUGGUUUGCCUGUAGAAGCUGUGGAAGAAAAAUUUAAAAGACAAUUUGUCUCGGUAACAAAAUCUUUACAUUUUUCUGGCCCCAUGAUGCUACUUCAUAAUAUAAUACACCCCAGGUAAACUAUAGAUUAAGGAAAGUUUAUAAUAUACAUAAUGAAUGUGUGUGACGGACGUUAUUUCAUUCUUAAAGCUCCAUGCUGAUAUGAACUCUGCCGUCAAGUUGCUAAAUUUAUGUCUUCUGCUGCCGCAGUAGGUGAUUUGCAGUUGUAUGCAAAUAGAUCUCUGUCACCUGCUGCAGAACACUGUCAUUGAAUACACCAAUUAGAUUCAAUCACAGAUACUUGUGUUAUAUUGUAUUAUUAGAAACAUACAUUAUUGCUGGGGGAGGUUCGAGGAUUCCACUGCUUUGUUUGAUAAGCACAAUAAACAAACUGAUUCCGUUUUUUCUUUUUUGAAGGGAAUACUGCUCGUCAGGAAAUGUUACUACCUUAAAAUGCAUUGGUAAGUCCUCGCUAAAAACUAGAUGGAAAAAAAAAUUCCAUUAUUAACCAAUCACUACAUAGCAUACAACUUGAAAAAAUACGAGGUUUAUAUAUAGAUUGCUUUUCUCAGAUACUUAAAAAAUAUAAAUGAUGUUCUAUUCCGCAGCAAGAUUUACGGAAAUAUGGUGAGUGGGACAAAAAGAUAGAGUGUACAUUGUUAGUAUAGUGCAAGCAAUGCCAUUUUUACAGCCUACAGUAGGUCUAAUAAAAAUAGGAAAGAAAAAAUGGUCAAAUAAGAUUCAUAUAUUUGUAAGAAACCAAAUAAGAUUCUGGGGAGUGCAAUUUGCCAAAAGUGCCAUUAAAAUGUUGAAAUAUUGUCUUAUGUUGAUAUUCCACAUACAGUAAAUGCAGUAUCUAAAACUAGGUUUGCAUGCAAUACUGGCUGUCAUUGCACCCUCCUUAGAAGCCAUGUAGGGUGCCCAGAUUUGUCUCCUGUCAUUGAACCCUCCUUAGAAGCCAUGUAGGGUGCCCAGAUUUGUCUUCUGUCAUUGAACCCUCCUUAGAAGCCAUGUAGGGUGCCCAGAUAGAAUUACUACAUCUACCAUAAUACUUUUACCCCCACAAUGCUUUAACAAGCAUCAGGGUAAAUGUAGUCCUCAAUAUCUGGAGUACCGAAGAUUAGCUAUUCCUGAAGCCAGAAUAUUUGGUCUCUUCUGGGCCAGAGUAGGGCCAACAUGUUUGGAUGUGGCCACUGGCCAGAGCUUAUGGUCUGUUUUGUGAUGAACUGACCGGAACACUGAAAUAGGAAAUAGUUCCUCUGUUAGAUAGGAGCUGUAACAGAUAGGAUGGAACUUGGGGCUAAAUGGUCUAAAUUCUGUUUUACAUAAAGUAAAGUUGGGAGACUUAAAGGGACACUGUAACAAUUGCAUCAAGAUUGAAUAAAUGCAAUACUGAUGUUCAUCUUUGUUUAUUACUGCAUUACAAUGUGGUGUAGAACACAUCUUCAUGGGGCUUUAUUCAGUAAACAUCGAAAUUGCAGAGAAUUGAAAUGCAAAUUGUAACAUCAAUUCUAAAAUAGCCAAGCCAUGACUAUAAUGAGACGAAUUUUCCCAAAACAGCAAUUUUGGCAAAAAUAUUGCGAUUUGGAUUUAAUUUCACUGCAAUUUACUAUUUAGUAAAUAAACCUCAGUAAUGUUUAAUCAAUUUAAAAUGCUAUUUUGUUGUUCUGUCGCUCUGAUUUCACGGUUCUGGAUAAUCAGAAGUCUCUUUUCUUGCAGUGUGUGGCAGGAGGCCCAGCUACACGCCAUUGUCAACACGAAUUGUUGGUGGAAAUUCAUCUGCUGAGGGCCAGUGGCCUUGGCAAGCCAGUCUUACCUUCCAAGGGAUACAUUUGUGCGGGGGAUCCCUCAUUACUGCACAAUGGGUCGUAACAGCUGCUCACUGCGUUUACGAGUAACUAAACCUCGAUGAAUAAAUGCCUUUAUUUAGUAUGCUGUCAUUGCAUGACUUACACAUGAUAUAGUGAUUUCCUGGAAAGGAGAAUGGAACAAAAAGGAAUAUAUUCCAUGAAUGUAAAUGUGCAUUUCUGAUUUUCUCUCUGACGUCCAAAAAAUACCCGGUGCUUUCUCCAGUGAAAGAAAUCAGUGGGUUAAUGCACCAAAUCUAUCAUGUGGAUUGCACUUUUUAUUCCUAGGGGAUUCCGCCCUGGCUUUCUCUUCAAGGUGUCAGUUUGGCUACAACAAAAUGGUUUAGAGCAAUUUUUCUUAAUCCCACUAAUCUGUACAAAUAUUUUGGUAACUAGAUCCCACAAAACUGGUAUGGAUAUUUUGGGCACAUAAGGAAGGUAUGUGAUGUUCCGAGAUGAAGAGUGAGCUUUUGGUACAGGGGAAUCCUCUGGGUUUUGUCCAACUACUUGAAAACAUCAAGUAGUUGGACUUUCAAUAUUCAUUUGUCUGUUAAUGAGUUAGUGAUAAACUGAAAGAAACACUACAAUGUCAGGAAUACAAACAUGUAUUCAUAACACUGUAGCAUUAAACUAUUUUGUUUUUUUGGCCUCCAAUCCACUGCAGUAAAAAGGUGAUUAAACUUACCUUUUUAUCCACACUGUGCCAGUCUCGCCAUGGCUGUCUCCACCUCUACGGUUGACAUCAUCAGUUUUGACGAUCUCAUCUGAUCCAAUGCUUUCCCAUAGGAAAGCAUCGGGAGGCUAUUUUGCAUGUGCGGCAAAUCGUGCAGAGUAUGGAGACGCUGAACGUAGGUGCUGCACACUGUGCACACUGACCCAGGCUGCAACUCUAGUGGCUGUCUGAAUGACUGCCUCUAGAGGUUUUCCUAGACAGCAAUUUAAACAUUGCUUUUUCUCUGAAAAGGCAAUGUUUACAUUAAAAAGCCUGCAGGGGGGUGGGGGUGGAGUGGGGCAUGACAGCCAAGAUGGCCAGACGUGUCUUGAGAGAGCUCUGGCACUGAUGAGCAAAUUUUCAAAACUUACUGCCUACAAGUGUGAUAUUUCCAGCCUUGCAAGAUCUACAAAAGUCUGACAAGCAGUACGAAUAUCGGAGCAUGAAGCCUGGUGUAGCUUGCGGCCUAGUGUUCGGGGGUGACGGCCGCUCCCCUGAAAUGGGGCCCAAUCUAAACAGUAGCUCGCUUAAAGCCCUGCAACCCCUCCUUUGGACCAGUGGGGGAUAUCCAGGUCCAGCUGGGGAAACAUACUUACCUACAAGCCACAGACCGCAUGGCGACUCUAAGUUGGCUUCCAUGCCACAAACUCCACAUCACCAAGAGGGCUCAGAAACUCAGCGGUGGAAGACAUACAAAGCAGACCCCCUGUGGAGGGGGAGGAUAUGCCUGCACCCUGUUCCAGCUCUGAACGGGGACCCCAUCCGAAUGGUCAACUCGAUGCCCACACUUCUGGGCGAAGAUCCAGGAUGGGAGACCUACCUCCAAAUUAUGGGGCCUUCAGGGAUAUUCUACCGCCUGCCUCAUCCCUCUUGGCAUCCCCCCAGAGGGACACAGCAAAAGAGUAGGUGCGACCGCCCAACACGGCAGUCACUGAACUCCCACGGCGGGGCCCAGCAGUUUUGACGCGUCCCAUUCAGGGUGCCGAGAAACAAAUCUCUCCGCUCCCAGCAAAGCCCACCUGACUCCAGCGCAUGCACAUCGGAUCACAGGAAGAGCAGGGCCGAGGUGCUUCGACAUCGAGCUUUUCUCCCAGCUACAACUGAAGGUCUACUAGACUGUCUGGCGCCCGGGCUCGGUCAGAGAAGCCGCUUUGAUGCUGAUGACAAUAGCAUAAACUGGACCUCACCAUUUUGGCCGAGAAGCUGGCACACCCUACAUAGUGCCCUGUCGCCUGGUUAUAGAUUCCCCUCUGCUUCCUGCCUAAUGCAAUUACAUGUUUUUUGUACACCUUAUAAAGAGCUACACAGGACUACCAUACCUACCCAGGGGUAACUAGUUGCUGUCAUUACUCACAGCUCUGCUCUAAAAUUCUUACAGUCAGUUUUCUUAUUUUUACCUAUCGUAGCAUGUUUACAACUAAUAGCCUAGAUCAGUCCUACUAUAUUAACCGCAGAAGCAUGUGCAGUCAGGUACUACGACAGUUGUGCUCAGCUCGGUAUUUUAAUGCUAAGUCCUAGCCUGACCUCUGCCCCUACUUUGACUAAAAUAUGAUGCCAAUGUCUGAGCCAAGCUAAUGUUACUGUUUCCCUUUGUUAUGUAUGGUCUGUCUUACUCACACACGCAUGGUCUAGAAGCUGACAUGUUACUUUAUCCUUUGACUAUCCUACAAUAUAUUAUAAAAUGUGCAAUGUUAUUAGAUGCCAUGCAAUUGUCUCUAACUGUUGAUUACUCAGCUGGCAAUAGCUGUUGUGGCAUUGCUUGUCGCUUUGUAUUUUACUACAUUUUCUCUUUGGUUCAGUACAUUCGGCCUACAUUCGGCCACACUACAUUUUCUCUUUGGUUCAGUACAUUCGGCCUAUGUUCAGCCGUGCUUUCAUUACUUAAUUUUUAAGCCACGUUUGACUAAGAUGUAAUUAAGCAUUUGCAUAUUAUUUGUUAUAUCUUUGGUUAGUCUCAAGGUAGUUUUACCCAUUUUUACUACACUGCAUCCUUAAAUAUAAUAUAUGCUAAAUGUCCUACUUGUGUUUUUAUGAAACUUCCUAUUGUUCAUUGAUUGUUGCUUUCUUUACAAGUUUACAAGUUUAGUAGAUUACGACCUCUAUCACCUAAUAGUAUAUGAUAAUAUUCAUCUUAUUUAUUGUUUGUUUUUUUAGACCUACCCGUUCGUUGGCUUCGGCACACCACAAUCGACUUCUUGGUAUAGCUCAAACCUUAUUGUAUGCAUACAGCCUUUGUCCCCGACCACAAAUAUAUAUAAAUAACCCCAACUCCUGUAAAUAGUAAGCACGCUUUCACAGCCCUCUUCACUUAGUUUUUGUUUCUGCUUUGAUUUUUUUAUUUUAUAUACCAAUUGUACAGCGCUACAGAAUAUGAUGGCACUCCAAAUAAAAAUACCAACGAUAUUUUACAUAUAUUUUAUAUUUAUAUUUUACAUAUACAGGGAUUUAUUCACUAAACAUUGAUUUGCAGUAAAUUGAAAACAGAACUGCAGAAACAAUAGCCAAGUUCCUCUAAAUCAUUUAUUGGUGCAUACAUUUUGCAAUUUUCAACUCAAUAUAAUGUGAUAUUUAGUGAAUAAGCCCCACAAUAUCUAACAAGGUUUAGUGGGGGUAUAGUAUUGCUCACACACAUUAUUUGGUUACAUAUGGCUUGCAAAGUGCUGCUUAUAAGCAUCUAUAAACCUCGGAUGACAUUUCAAUUAAAAUGCAUCUCGUUUGUGUUAUUUUAUAUGCUUGCAAACAUAAUCCCAGCUGUGUGGACUCAACGGAUGCAAUUUUUGUUUUAUAAUAUUCAUGCAAAAGGCAAAAUGGGAUAAAAAAAUAUAGAGUAUCAAACUAAUGUAUGCUAUCUACUUUUCCAAUUAAAACGAGAGAAAAACAAUGAUUUAAGGAGAAAUAUAAAGUAAUAUAUGAAGCUGAUGAGCCUAUACAACUCUUUAAAAUUACAAUAUAUCCGCUGAAAAUAUGUAGCUGUUCCAAUUCCAAAAGCUGUUUAUUAUUGUUUUGUUAAUAUAACACUGUUUCUGCCUUGUCCCAUUGCUACCAAUAUUUACAUGUCAUUGCUUUGCGCACCCUGCGGAGACAUUAUAUCUUUUGCAUGUUUUAGUGAAUCUUAUUAUAAGAAAACAACAAACUACAAAAUAAUUUUGGCCGCACAUAGCGUGUACUGUACUAUACAUGAAUAGAAAGAGCUUUAUACACUAGAGAGUGAUUUGCUUUGUGAACUGACUACAGAAAAGUUUCAUUUGCCAAAACAGAUUGAUAGCUUUGGCCUAAAUGUCUAAAUGUAUCUAUCUGUUAACUCACCACAAUUUAGUAUAUAAUUAAAAAAAACAAGCUAAGGGAUGUUUUUCACUAAACAGUAAAUUAUAGUGAAUAACACUGCAUUGCAAAAUUCAAUACUUCUAUACAUCUAUUCUCCAAAUCAACAGUAAUUUUGUUUUGUUUUCAGUUCAAAUUACAAUAACCCACCCUCACUGUAUUGGGACAACGACUCCCAUGAUCCUUUAGCAGCAAUUGGUUGGUAGAGAAUGAUGGGAGACUGAGAUGCAGUCUAGCAAGAGCUGAAGGGGGUCAGUUUGACAUCACUGGGUUGGUAAAUAAACCAAAUAACCGGGGUCCUUACGGAUAGAUACCACACCUGUUUAAUUAAAAGUGUCAGCGAAACUGCUUCAUAAACAGGUGUGCGCAUAUUAGCAUAUUUACCGUCUGUAAAUGGAUCAUACUGGAACAAUUGAUUCAAAUAAUUAGACAUUAGUACAUUAGGUGAAUAUGGCAGCAACACGAGAUGCAACACUUUAUGCAUCUUUUGACACAGUGUAUUAGCUGUAUUUUCGCAUGCUCUAUUUUGUACAGUCUUUUUCCAAAAACAAACAAAAAAAGUAUAUAACUAUUUUUUCUACAUCUAAACUCUACCUCCUAUGUCUCACCUCCCCAUUGAAAUAUACACAUAUCAGCCAUAGCAUUAAAACCACCUGCCUAAUAUCGUGUAGGUCUCCCUUGUGAUGCUAAAACAGUUCUGCUGCGUCGAGGUAUGGACUCCACAAGACCAAGUGUCCUGUGACAUCUGGCACCAAGACAUUGGCAGCAGAUCCUUUAAGUCAUGGGUCCUCAAACUCCGGCCCCCCAGAUGUUGCUGAACUACAAGUCCCAUGAUUCUUUGAAUUACAUAGAUAGCCACAGAAUCAUGGGAGUUGUAGUUCAGCAACAUCUGGGGGGCCAGAGUUUGAGGACCCAUGCUUUAAGUCAUGCAAUUUAGGUGGAGCCUCCAUGGAUUGAAUUUGUUGUUCCAGCACUUCCCUCAGAUGCUCAGUUGGAUUGAAAUCUGAGGAACUUGGGGGCCAAGGCAACACUUUGAACUCUUCAUCAUGUUCCUUAAAUCAAUUCUGAACAAUUUUUCUGGCAGGGUGCAUUAUCUGCUGAAAGAGGCCACUGCCAUCAGGGAUCACCAUUGCCAUGAACGGGUAUAUGUGGUCUGCUUGUAUAUUCUCUAGGUAGGUAGUACAUCCACCUGAAUUUCAGAAACCAAGGUUUCCCUGCCUAGAGAAAAACCCUGCAUCUGCGGGCCUGGAGAUGCUCUGACCCAGUCGUCUAGCCAUCACUGGUUGGACCUUGUCAAAGAACUGACUGUUAACUUGCUGCCUAAUAUAUCCCACUCCUUCUCAGGUGCCGUUGUAACAAUAUAAUCAAUGUUAUUUAAUGGUUUUAAUGAUCAGUAACUGAUCAGUGUCCAGUCUUGAUGGCUAAUGUACCCGCGUGUACCUCCCCUACUUUCUCUCCUAACUCGCAAAGUCCAGUAAUACAGUUGUCCAAAGAUUGAUAUUAUUAGCAUCUAUAUAGUGCAAACAUUUUCAACUGUGUUUCACAAUUAUAUGGGUGGGCCUGUUUAAAAAAAGUAAUUGACGAAUAAAAAUAGUGUUGACAGACACCAGAGAUGAAGAAGGAGCUUACAGUCUUAGGAAGCCCAGCUAACAUUUCUAGGAGAUGUGAUCGUGCUGACAGCUUUCACAAGCAGAAAAGUGACCUGCAAGCUCAAAGCAAAAGACCUGCUCUGAGCACAGCUGAGGUUGUGCACAGAGAGCUUGGAAAUCUGCUAGUCAGACCCUCUCCCUACGCUUUAACCCUUAAACAUAGCCAACAUUUCAGCAUCAUGAGCUAAGCUUCUUUCUCAAGGCUGAGGGUGUAGUAUGUGAGUGAAUUUACAAAUGUGCAUCUUUUUUAUUUUGUUUUCAUUUCAAUUGGCAGUUUUUGCUUAUUUUUAAUCCAUUAUCGAUAGAAUUUAAUAAAUAGGAAUGGGUCGUCUCCUCUGACGUACCCCUUUUAGAUGGCAUGUCACUCAAAUAAAUACACAUUUAUUUUUUGUAUAAUUAUAUAUUUUAGCAGUUAUCAUUAACUCUAAAGAGUUUUAUGAAGAAUUAUUAAAGCAUCGAAUUGCAGCUUAUGAUUUUAAUAGCAAUGGUUUGUCUCUUUGCAUAUUUAUUGCACAAUUAGAUUUACAUUUUUUUUUACCUGCCAAAUUGUUAAAUUUGACCAUUUUCAUAUUGCUGCUUGUUUAUAUUUCCAGUUUGUAUUUCCCCGAAUCUUGGAGCGUACAAGUGGGGCUAGUGAACAAUCUUCACGACUCCCAGAAUCCUCCUGUUCUUGUAGAGAAGAUAAUAUACCACAGCAAUUACAAGUCUAGUUCCAUGACAAAUGAUAUCGCUCUUAUCAAAUUGGCAAGUCCGUUUAAUUUCAGUGGUAAGUUUUGGAGAUAUUGGGUCUAGUUACCUUAAUUUGUGUUAUUAUGCAUGGAUAUUCAGUGAGAUCAUUAUAAUUCAUUAUAUACUACAUCUUUACAAUAUUUAUUAAGAAAAACAUCUUGUGAAGCUCUGUUUUCUUCUAAAUAUGUAUCAAUGAUUUAGCAAAUGACAUCGCAAUUCAGUUCAGUCCUGGCACAGCCAGGACAUUGGACGUGCCGAAAAAAUUUGGUUCAGCCAAAUUGAUUAGUCAAAAAAAUAAGUAAAAAAAAAAUGUGUUUUGGAUGAUUCAGGAUUUGUCCAUGUAGCGUUAUGGUUCAUCCAUUUUUGUUCAAAUGCACAUGGGGAUUUAGGCCAGAGCGCAGGUAACGUUUUUCUUGAUUUUUUCUAUGUAUUUUAAGCUGUUGGAUACUAAGCCACUGCUGCUGUAAGCGCGGUGCUUUAUCUUUGUGUUUGUAUAUGAAAUAUUUCGGGAACAACGAUUUCAACAAACUAAAAGGUGUGAAAAUGGGCCAAUCACUGUACUGCGAUAUAUAUAUAUAUAUAAAAAAUGUAAUGUAUAUAUUCUGUAUAUAUUUUUUGCAAUACACUGAUAGAUGCAUUUUCCCGCAAUUUGGUUCACAAAUCAAGUGAGACAAAAUAACUAUAUAUAUAUAUAGUUUAUAGCUAUGGCUGACAGAAGGCAACAUGGUGGCGAUCAGUUCCAAGACAGUAGUGUAGAUAUGUACACUUAAUUUUAUUUUUCUGACUUACCAAACUCGUAUUUGUUAAAUAAAAGGAGAUAAGUAAACAUAAAAGGAAAAAUCCUGUGAAUUAGCAUUGGAGAAUACAGUGAUUGAAUACAAUGAUGGACUGUGCAUGCGUGUGUGACAUCAAGGUAUAUGUUACAAUAUGAAAACCAGGAAGUAAGAUUCCUGGCUCUCAUACCUAGAGGGCUUGGAGGUGUGGCUUGAAGCUGCUCUUCCAAGCCUUCUAAUUGGUUUAAUAUUGGGUUUUGGUGAUAGGAUGGGGGUGGGGGACAGAAUUGCCGGCAUAAUAACAAGUUCAAUAAGAUGAAGUUGUAAAAGGGCCUAGAGUGUCCCUUUAAGGCCACCUAUAGUUUACAUUAACUCAGUGGAAAGCAAAGGAAAAGGCUGGAGCUCUGAGUAAGAAUUUCUUUUUAAUCAGAUGUGUUAGUAGUUAUUCAGUGUUAUCCACUAAACUCAGAUUUCAAAGUUUAUCUCAAAUUUAAGGUCAAAAUAGCAGAGUUGAAAAGUUUUCAAAGUCAGCAAUGCUUUUAGUUUGGCUUCUCUGGCGUUACAUUCGAAAUUCACUUUGAAUUCUCACUUAAUAACCCAGAUAGUGUGAAAACACAAAAAGUGGGUUUCUAAAUAAUGUGUGCAAAAGUAUUAUUUUAGUUUUAGUUGUAAUUUUAUGGUAGGUCGUACAUAAAUGCGUACUCUUACUCCCAAAAUAAAACACAACUAAUUAGAUAUAUAUGUGCAUUGCCAUUUAUCAGCUCAAUCCACACGCAAAUCAAAUACUUGAAACGUCAGGAAAUCAGACACUAGACCUCAGGAUUUAUUUACUAAAAGGAGGGAAAAAUUUACUGAUUUGCAAAAAAAAACAAAAACAAAAAAAACCCACCCAACUCUAAUAAGUUCCACAACAACCACAGUUUUUCUGCUCUAUCCUGGAUUUAGUAAUUUGGCUGUCCAUUCACCAGAUCCCACUGCUUAGUGAAUAAACCAUUCUGUAAAUGGUGCAUUGAUAUCUGAGUUUGUAUCCUUAAUGGGCUCAGACAGCAGGGAAUUUUAAAUCAAUAUUAAGAUAGGGACCUGAGCAAUGUUUGCAGAGUUCAAAGCUUCACCUUCAUAUUGAUAAACUGUAUACAGAUCAAAGAAAGCGAGAAGAGAAUACAUUCAAAGCAAUUUGUUGGAUUUCAUUUAAUGAAAAAACACAAAAAUACAGCAACAAAGAAAACACAUAUUUCAAUAAUGAAGGUGACAACUGUAGUUAAAAAGAAGAUAAUUCAAGCUAAGGGCAAAAAGCAAACUUAUCUGGACAUGCUGUCUCACACUGCCAUCUUGUGGCCAGUGUAAAUUAUGACAUGAGAAAUUUAUAACAGGGUAUUUAGCCUUUUUUUGAUUCAACAGCAAAAAACAGACGCAAGAAUGGCUGAACUUGAUGGACUCUAGUCUUUCUUCAACCUAUGCAAAAUAUUUGCAGAAAUCUUGAUACAAUUUAUGCUACAGACAAUGUGCACAUACUGAUAUGGGGGGCAUAUCAUGCUCACCAGUAUGUUAACCCCUUAAGGGCCAAACUUCCUGAAUAAAAGCGAAUCAUGACAUGUUACACGUCAUGUGUCCUUAAGGGGUUAAAUGUAUUGUAUUUUACGCCAAGUGCAGUGCAAGUGGGUUUUAACGUGCUCUCAUGCGUAACUUUACAACAUUCCUUCUGACACUAUGAUGGCCUUGAUUUAAUGUGUUUAAAUCAGAAACGAUUCCAAUCUGUUUGAAAAAACAUUUGAAAUGAUUUAUCUAUUGAAAUGACUUCUAUGGAAAUUUAUGUAGAUCAAUCACUUGAAAAGGUGUUUUUUUUUUCUAGCAGAUUGGAAUAAUUUCUGACAAUGAUUCAAACAAAUGAAAUUAUUUUAAAAGUUUAUUCAAAAAUCUUAAAUCGUAUGAAAAUCUUAUCCAGAAAUAUUAAACCGAUGCCCAUAUUUGGCCCUAUGUAUGUUCUUGAUGUAUGUCACUGAUAAGUUAUUUUCAUUAUUAGGGUUAAUACAACCCAUCUGUUUGCCGAAUUAUGGUGAAGAAUUCCCUGCGGGUAAAAUUUGCUGGAUAUCUGGCUGGGGAGCCACGGAGGAAGGAGGUACGUUACUAAGUUCUCUUUAUUCCUAGAAUGCUGUACUAUUCACUAGCACCUUAUUUAUCCAAUCAGAACUGGAGAUAUUUCUGAGCAAAUAAUUUUAACGUGAAACGUUAAGCAGAAAUGUUCCAUCUACUGGUUUCCAUGGUAAUGGUUGAUAACUGUUGGUAAUAUUUGCAUUACCAGUCCAUCCCCGGACUUGCCUUGUUAUGUUCUGUUACAAUAUAGAAUUAAAAUGAAUAAGAUUAUGAUUUUACUUAAAGGGACACCAAGCACCAUUACAAUGUAUGCUUCUUGCAAAGGUAUAUAUUUAAAUAAAAUUGCUGCAGCUAUAAGGCCAUACCCUUAGUCUUAGACAUAAGAAGAGGAAGUCAAGCUACUCAUAAAAGGGUGAAUGGAACUUUCGGUAUCCUUAUGGCAGUGUCAUUGAAAAAAAGGGAGCAUGCUGAUUGGCUGAGCUGAUUCCUAGUAUGGGCUGAACUCACAGAGGAUGAUGUGGUGAUGUGGAGAAUAGGGAUUUUAAGAAAUGCAGGAAUAUGAAGAAUGCGUUUUGUACUUAAUUUAUACUAUAUAAAUACUUAGUAUUUUUUAUUUUUGCUUUGUAAUGUUUUAUCUACAGGGGCAAUGUAAAUAGUAUCCAUUUAACAAUUUGAAGGUUCAACAAAUUAACAAGUUAGGCUUUACCCAUGCCAAGCAUUGUUUUGGCUAUUCAUGCAACCAUCCUCUAAUUUAAUUACAUGGCAGUAAUUUUCUAUGUUGCUUGUCAAGGAUUUAUUUCUUCCAGUUUAGUCCGAACAGCUCAGGGAGUUUUUAGCAAUCAUGCUGGUAGAAUCACCCAUACUUGAGGUGGAUGUUUGAAGGGUUGGACCAUUGGUAUUAAGAGGCAUUAAACUCUUGCAACAUAUUCUCACUCAAAUUGAGAUUUGGGCUUUGACGAUGAUCAGCAUUUUAGUUCCAUUAAUAGUUUCUUCCAACUUGUCUGUAGCUCUCUCCAGGUCAUUCGGAGUUGUUACUGUUGGCCUGUUAGUUACAUCAGUGGUUUAUGAUCCUUAUACAUAGCGUCUGUUUUUACAGGAAGACUUUUUAAAUGAAUGGUGCUCUGGUGGCUACUCAUAGUUUGGGAUAUUUUUUUAAUACAAUAAUAAUAGUAAUUUGUAAAGCAACCCUUAUUGUUAAACAAAUACUUUUGGCACAUACAACAUAUCUUUUAUACAUUUCAUAGAUUUUAGCUUUGAAUUUACGCUCGGCUUUUCUUCAUAGGCAAAUCUCUUUAGAUUUGUUAAACAAAGAAAAAAGGAAAAAAAAUGUGCAACUUUUUGGCAGCAAAUCCCCACCCCUUGGCCACACCACCACUUCAUGGAUGGCAUGCCGUGUAGCUCAGUCAAUAACAGACCAGUGUAAGCAGCGCUGUAGACUUGACUCUACCCUCACAACCAAUCACUGUCUUUGUAUUAUUUCAAUGAGGGGAAAGGUGGCAGAUGAUAAGAGCACAGUUAUUGGUUGUGGGGCACAAUCAUGACACCAGUUCAAUUCACACUGAUAUCCCAUUGGCUAGGCUGUGUACUUCUAAUAAGGAAGUUGGUUUGUGAAAAGAGGAGGUGUGGGUUGGGGGGUAAAGUUAUGUUUUAGGAAGUUGUAAAACCUUUUUUUAUAGCAAAACAAAAGAGGUUGAAUGUCGGGAAAAACACAUCAUGAAUAUGAGGCCACAACCGAUCAAAUGCAUUAAAGUAGUUUUGGUAGCUGUAGUGUACCUGGGUUGUCCUUUAACCUUUAUUACUUUCAAUUUGACUUUGAAAACAAUUGAUUUGUUUUACUGUUUAUAUCACUAGAUCAGACAUGCAGAUUUAAUUUUCCAUUUCCUUUUUUGUUUUGUAUAGAUCAAUGCCAAAAUAUCCUAAUAAAAUUCAAAUUAAAUCCAUUUUAAUUACAGGUUCUCACACAGUACAAUUUGAUAAAAUCAAAUGGGAAGUGAACACUGUAACAAUCGGUGCAGAUUCUCUCAAACAUAUCUUCCAUUUAAACUAUACUAGCAAUAGACAAAUGCCACUUAAGAUCAGCAUAACCCAUGUUUGUCCUAAUAUGCCCCCUAACAUAAUUGUCCUGCUUUGCAUUGAAUGCUAGGCACCGCAUUUGCAUAGUAUUAUUAUUAACACAUUCUGUAGUGCUGUACAAUAGAUGGACUAACAGACAUGUAUUUGUAACCAGAUGAAUUAGAAGCACAGAAACAGAGGGUGAUGAGAGCCCUGCUCAAACAAGCUUACAUUUUAGAGGGAGUGAGGUAAAGUGACUCAAGAGGUAAGCGUUGGAUAUAUUUCAGGUUUGGGAAAAGUAGGUUAAUAUAUAGUUUACAGUGAAGGGUUCAUUUAUUGGAUGACAGAGCUGCAGGGGAGGAAGCAAGGUGUGGGGAGGGAAAGCUAUUAACAGUUUAAUUAAUAUGCUUUCCUAAAGAAGUGGGUUUUAAUGAUGUUUUGAAGGAACUGAGACUGGGUCGGAGUCUAACGGAGCAGGAAAAGUAAAUAGGAACGGAGCAGUCCUAGAGAAGUCUUGGAGGCGGGUAUCAGAGAUGCGAGUACGAACUGGGAACAGACACAGAUCUUCGGAAGAGCGUAGGGGCCUGGAUGGGACACACAUGUGCAUCAGUGAAUAUAGGUAGGAGCAGCUUUAUGUAGAUAUUUGUAAGCAAGCACCUGCAUUUUAAAUUGAGCACUAAAUCUUAUGGCAAGCCAAUGUAAAGACUGACAGAGGGGGAAGGCGUGAGAGGUGCAGACAGACAGGAAAACGAGCCUCACCGCAUUCAUUAUAGACUGUAACUGGGGAAGCUGGGAACACGUAAGACCGUUGAGAAGUGGAUUGCAGUAAUCAAGACGAGAGAUGGCAGCGAUAUGGACUUGUUGCAAGAUUUGGCAAUUGACUGGACAUGAGGGGUGACGAAGAGGUUGGAGUCAAAUAGAACACCUAGACAGCGAGCCUGCAAGGCAGGACUGAUUGUAGUUCCGUUGAGUUGAAGGAGACAGACACAAGGGUAUGAGGGAGAAAAGACGAGAAGCUCUGUUUUGGAUAGUUCAAGUCUAAGAAAACGAGCAGCCAUCCAGUUUGAAAUAGCAGAGAGGUAGUAAGACACGAAUCAAGAUGGACGGCGAGAGAUCAGGAGAGAUAGAUUUGCAUGUUAUGUGCAUAGAAAUGAUACUGGCAGCCAAAAGAGCAUAUGAUGAAAAACAAAAUAAUCAUAAAAAAAAACUAAAAAACUUCAACCAAAAUUUUCUUGUGCAUAAAGAACUACAAAUAAGUAUGUUUGGAGUGUGUAGAAGUCUGAACGGUGACAAUUUCUCUUUGCAUUUUUAAAACUUUUGUAAUAAUAUGUAAUUCAACUUGCAAUUGGAGAGAGGAAAUCUAUUUGAAAGCCUAUGUGCUAAAAGGUUUGUAUUGUGAGGUUUGUAUUGCGAGCAGCUGUACCUGCAAUUUUCUGCAUUAUUCUUCUCGCUGUUCUUUCUCAGAUUGUUAAUUAUAAUAGAAACGCUGUGCAGGCUACGUCUCUAGGAGUUAUUUAAAUUAGGGAUUAAGAGUUGGCUUUUUUUUUUUCCUCUUCUGCAUAAUUCUGACCUGCAACUGAAUUCAUCGUGUCACAACCAGUUGCCAUGGAAACAUCUGUGUUAUUACUGAUUCAAAGCAGAUAUGGGAUCGCAGCAGGUGGUAAUGUUACCGAGCCAGGCAAAAAGGUUUCGCUUUUCAAAAGAGAAAACUCUGAGCUGCGUUUGCAUGUUGAGCUCUAUCUCUCCGCCAUGGCUAGGAGAUUAUUUCAUCAACAAAAGACUUUUCUCCCUGGGGAAAGCGAAGAAUACAGAUUAGAACCCAUUUUGUGCAUGAUGAUUACAAUAGUUUUAUGUAAAAACAAAAAAUAUAUGUUCUGGUACAAUGCUGGCAAGCAACAUACAUCCAGGGGCUCAUGCACAAAGCAGUGAGGGGUCUUACUGACUUUAAUGUUAAUAGCAUAAGUGGUUUCCAGAUGUGGGUAACUCACAGUUUAGUAGAUUUGGAGAUUUGUUUCAGUACAAACCGCAUUGCGUCUGAAUUCGGGCCAAAUGAGGGUUAACCGGUUAUAUUCAUGAACUCCAAGCUGUAUUUAACGCGAAUUGUGAACAAAAUUGCGCAGUGGGCGACCAUGUCUGUUGCGGUUCAUGAUUCUGGGUUCCACCUGAGGCAACAAAAAAAAGAGAUAAUUGAUGGGAAAAAAGAUGAUUUAUUAUUAAGGGACAGUCGCUAAAUGUUGAUUUUUGUUUUUGGCAAUCUUUCUUUUAUUGAGGCAUACGAGAUGGGGUACAGAAGAGAGAAAGGGAAAUGUGCGAUCAGUUUACAAUAUACCAUUCAAUAACAUUGUUAGUUAACAUUUCUGAAUCAUGUGUGCCUCUUUUUUAUUUUUAAUGUCGUUUAAUGAAGCUUUUUAUAAACAGGCUUAUAGUUUUCAUGCUUGAUUCUUGGUUAAGCAGUAGCUAUGUCAGUAAAACAGGCAACAUAAAACAUAAGAGACCGUAAUGUAUACUGACAUUAAGGUUAAAUAAUAUUAGAGAAGCAGAGUAACAUAUGUUUAGCGCUAGAGAGUAAGGUGUUGCUAUUGCAGAAUAUGCUAGUGAUAGGUGUAAUGGUAGUUGCUGUGGAGUGUUGAUCAUUAUUUAAUGUGUAGUUUGCAAUAUAUAUAUGUAUUAUAUGGUAUGGUGCAUAUAUAUAUCUAAUAUGAAUGUACAUUUAGCUGUAUAAAUAGGUGUAUGAAAUAUUGCAGGCCUUUUUGCUUAGAUUUGAAAAAGUUAAAUUUUCAAUGACAUUUCCACAAGGUUAACAGCUAAAAGGUUGAAGUUAAAUUAGAACAAACACAUGUGUUGUCAGUCAAAUGUAUACAAAACACUUCACUUAAUUUUGAAGCUAACUAUAGGCAGAGCCAUCUAGGGUAUAUCCCAAACUUAGAUAUUCAAUACAUUACAUCAUGCAACAAGUUAGAAAACCUUUUGGGGAGUAUUACACAGGUGGGGGCUGCUUUAUGGAGGACAAAAUGGCUAUUUAACUGAAGGAGAAAGAGUGUGACAUUGUCAUUCGUCAUUCAUUCUUUCUUUCAUUCAUUCAUUCAUUCAUCUACUCUUACUCUGCCUGCUGUCAUCACACAUCUGAAAGGUAUACAGGGACAUAUGCUGUAGCCACUAAUACAUUUGGUAAGAUUAAUUAUUUACUGACUAUUUUUGCAUUCUGUAACAUUCAUUCAAUACACUUUUAUCUUAUAUUUAUUUGAGUCAUUGUUUCAUUUAUUACAAUAUUAUUACAGUGCCUUUUGGGUCUUCAGACACUGGAUUAUUUUAGUGAUAGUCAAGUUAUCAUCUAGAAUGGUUAAGGAAAACAGUAUUUAUAAGUAAUUUGGGAACGGAAGGGUCUGCUCCGUAUACAGCUAUAGAUUGCAUAAAGACACACUAAGCUUAGAAUGACCCGGAGUGACCUUUUGUCCGUAAAGGUCCACAUCAUACCUGAAGCGAGCCAUAACUAUCAAUAUUGAAGGAUCACCGAAAACCGACAGUUGCUUCUAGACUUCUGCAUGGUUAUUGUUAAGCUAGUGCUAGUGAUUAUUCAAUAUAUUCAAAAUCUGUUGCUUGCUAGCAAGAUGGUUAGCCCCGGUGCAGGCAUAAAUGAAAUGCACACAUCGUGUUGAGCAUAGUAUGCUGCAUCCAUAUUAAGUGACGCCAAGUCCAGGUGGAGCGGUUUAACUGAUCCCCAUCAGCUGUAGGUUUGGUGCCCGGAGUAGUAGACCUUGGGGGUCCCCCCAUUCCGUGCUUUUCCAGUUCCCAGCCGGAAGGGAAGGGUGUGGUGGCAAAAGUCCCCAGACUUGUGUUGAGCCUGUCUUGGGCUUGUUGUCUCUGGCGAGGGUUGUGAAGCUGGCGGUAGCUGGAAUCCCCUGUCGGAGCAAAUUGGUGAGGUGUCAGAGAUCCCCCCUCGCUCCCCAUCACUUUUAAGUAGAGGCACUGGGCUGGGUUGUGUCUGGGAAUUUGAGGGCCUCCGUCAUGGUGUCUUCGCCCAGGAGGGUUGGUGAUCACCGUGAGGGAAGGAGGGGGUUUGAGCGGGCAGACCUGGGGUUUGUAGCCUUUUAGUUAGGCAACUCACCGCUGGUGGUCUGUUGCUGGCUCGCUGAGGCUUAUGUCGAGUCUCCUGCCUUCUCCUUCCAGCCUUCCAGGUUGUAGUGUGGCCCCCUCCUGGAGCCGCGGGUUGUGGCUUGGUGACCCGUGGGGAUGUUGCCGAUGGUGUCGCUGUUGGAGCACUCCCGCGUGCCGAAAGCUUUGCCCAGAAGUCAGCUAGCAGGCGGUCCAGCCGUUCCGAGAGUGGUGGCAAUGAGGAACUGUGUUCUGGCUGGCAUGUGGCGUCCGCCAUGUUGUGUAGCGCUGGACCGGCAGUGUAGGUGAGUCAAGAGUGUUGCCGUUCACCUGAGGCGUGAGCCGUGUGUUGGGACAUCCCUCUCCAGUGGGGGGGGGGAGGGGAGAGAGUGUAUGCCGCUUCCCCCGUGCCGUCUGAGUAGGCCGCUGGUAGGCCUCAAGUCAAUCUCUGGUAUGUCGUCUUUGGUAUGUCGUCUCACUGUGCACAAAUCUACUGUUUAGUUAAAUGAGCUAUUUCAUAAAUACUCAAUGUCUUGAACCACAUAAGAUUGGGGGCAGGCAGAUGCAACAAAAUAGGUGGUUUUAUUAAAGUUUUAAUCAUAAGGGCAGAUUUAGUGUAGAUUCUAGAUGAGAGAAGCUCUGUGAUUGACCAGCUUUUUCCCAUUUUUGAAGUCAGAAAGAGAAGAUACAUAAUGGGGAAGUGCAUAUUAUGGGAAUAUAAUGCAUUAAAUGACUGCUAGAGACAUCAUUAAACACUCCAUUGUUUUUCUUGCGGGGUAUUAUGAUGUCCAGAAUAACUUGAUAGUAGAGACGUACUAGAUACCACACUCACCAAAUAACCCAGGUGCUCUGAAGCCAGGGCUGGCCAGGCCCCCCUUCCAAGAUAUGCAGAAUAAAGAACUGUUCAGGCACUCUGGGUUAACAAAAAUAGCAGCUUUAUUGGGGCAGAAGCAGUAAAGUUUUGACCCUACCAGGUCUUUCUCAAGCUUAAUAAAGACCCGAUAGGGUCAAAACGUUGCUGCUUUUGCCCCAAUAAAGCUGUGAUUUCUGCUAACCCAGAGUGCCUGUACUGUUCUUUAUUCUGUAUAUCUCAGAAAAACUUGAUUAUUUUCCCACAGAAUACAAGUUACUGUUAUAUCUCCUCUCUCUUGACCGGUGCAUAGUCGCCAUAUGGGCAGGUGGAGAUUCCCCAAAACCCCAACCCGACCCCUGUUACCAUUAAAACUCAGACACUCAGAGGUAUGGGUGAAUAUGCCCACAGCUUUAUUGAAGACAUCAUACAUAUAAUAAUUGUAAAGGCACCCCCAGGCAUAAAAGGGUUAAACCGCCGUUUAGAAGAUCUUCCCCUUCCAGAGACACAGGCACAGCUACUGUAGACACCAAUCCACCGAACCGGAGAAGCAUAAACAGCCGAAUAGGAAAAACCAUAUGAAUAGGUUUACACUCCUAGCAGUCAAACUGGAACAGCAUACAAUAAAUCCCCCCAAGAACGAGACAAGGCUCAGUUUUGAGGGUCAAGCAAGAACAGACAGAGCUGUGGGUUUAUUGUUCUUAUAUACACAUUAGUACCACCCACAAGGUUUUGGAAAACAACCAAUAAACAUGUACAAUACACUCAGACACUCCCACAAAAAAAUCCUCCCCUCUGCCUGUGAUACAAUUACCUUACACAAUGGGUAAUGUAAUUAUCACAGCCAGAGAAAUACAGUUUUUCCACAUUAUUCAUAACUUGAAAAGUAUGCAUCACAUUCACAUAAAAUCAUUCAGACCUUGAUCCCCUUAAGGAAGUGACGUGAUGGAGAACCGGAAGUGACCCGUUGAUUAAAUUAAGUGGCAUAUCUCAAAAUCAUUACUUUAUUGUCAAAACGUAAUACACUAGGAAGUCUCCCUUUUUGUUUCUUUUCCUGAGGAAACCAAUCCGGACAAAAGGGUCCAGUGCCCCCACAAGGCACUAACGUGCAUAUGAUUCUAGCCUGUCUUUCUGAGGCUCUAAUCCAUGUGAAUUUAACCAUUUAAAAUUUCACUCCAAUAUAUUAUCAUCUGCGGAUUUACACUAUAUUGUGUUUUAUUUUCUUGUUUCCUGUAUAUGUAUCCAUACACAGCUGAGCCCUUAACCCUAUUUUAGGGUAAGUGUAUAUUUAUAGCGCUCCACUAAUUUGAACAGCAUAGCCUGGAUAUUAUAUCUAGACUACACUAGAUUCACUCUGGUUUUAUAUCGUAUUUGGUGGGGAUAAGAGAGCACCCACUAGAGUGUGUAGCUGCUUUCUAAACUUAACUUUAUUCAUAAGCACACUCUACACAGCAACCUAUUUGUAUAUUUUGUAAAUUAUAACCACUUUAAUGAGAUGAAGCACAUAGAGUGUUUACAAUGUCCUUUUAAAGGAAACUCUACACGCAAACGUGCAUAUUUUUAAUGCAUCAGAUUCAUUUGUUAGUCAAAGUUGCACACGUAUUUCCCAGGCCCUAAAAAUUUACAUUUUAUUGGCUGCAGAACUGGCCUGUGUGUCUAUUUUUGCCCAGCAGGCAACUUCUUGCACUUCAUUUGAUGGUACAUUAAUUUCUUUGUUUUUUUUUCUCUUACACCUACAAAGAUCAAAAAAACAGAACUUAUUUAUGUUUUUGUAUUUCUCAGGGAAUUAGAGAGUUAAACUGCCUGAGAGUUGGGCAGCCAUGGGCAGCCAAUUCCAGUAAUCUGAGGUUAGCAUGCUGUGUAUGAUGUGUGUACUGACACCAGAUACAAAAGUUGCACAAAACUAACAAUGUCAGCCAGGAAGAGACUAUUCCAACAGGCUGAUUGACAGCCCAGGGAGUCAGCCCCUCAGAAAGUAUUUAUUUCUAUAAACAAUAAGGCUAUAGUGAUAGGGUCUUUGCACCAUAACCAGUUUAUAAACAUGAAAUGCUUAUUGCUUAGAAUGGAUUAAGAUGGAUCUUUGCUGGGAUAUACAGCAUGCAUAUUAGGUUAACCUAGGUUACCUUCAAACUUUAAUAGGCACGUAUUCUGCGGUUUUUCCAGAUGGUUGUUCUUUAAAAAACUUCCCAACAGUCAUGUAUACAUUUUACGUUGCUAAACCAAUAUUUGGUCCCUUUACUUUCAGUUAUUCUUACAUUUAAAAACAAAUAAUUCUAGAUUCCGUGCUAUAGAUCAGAUCAAGAUUGAGUGAGGUCAAUAGGUGUGCCUUGAUGUAAACAGUAUGUGACGUAACUGAAAGUGUGUAAUUUCUUUAUCAAGUAUCUGUAUUCCUAACGCUACAGCCUGGUUACAUUUUAUCAAGUGGGUCCCCGCAUGUACAAGGAAAACAUACAAUGAAAUAAAAUGAAAAAUAAACAAAUUACUCAUCUUUUCACCAGCGCUGAAUUUCCCUCGGUGCUGCCGUGGCCACCUCCUUCGGUUGAUUAAUCCUUGAGGCGUGACUCUCGCAUGACGGGCCAAUCCAGUGCUCUCUUAGAGGAGCAUUGGGGAAAGUAGGCGCAUGCACGUCACUCCCCGCAAUGCGCCUACGAUUCCUCCAUAUGCAAUGAUACUCUAUGGCCGUGACGGCACUGGGCAGAUGUAAAUUGUAUUACAUAUUUAUUAAAUAUAUAAUAUAUCAGUAUAGUUUUUUUUUUUUUUUUUACUGCAUCUUUAGUUUUUCCCCUAAUUGCUAACUUCUCACUUGACCUGAGAAUAAAAUCUAAAUUUUAGUGACAUCUAGUCAUCUUUUUACCUAUCAAUCAUCUAUUAUUUUGGAAUUAAGAAUAUUGACACCCCUCCUCAAACGUAUUCUGUAUAUCACAUUUUAGUUAGCUGUAUAUUUUGGCCCAAAAUUUGUGAAUUUGUCUGGACACCCUGGUUGCCAAAAUACAGCUGAAUUGCAGUUCGGGCCUAAAUACAUCGUUUUUGGUGGCAUGUAUCAAAUCACUGUUCUACAGCACGUUGAUAAAAAACCUUUGGUAUAAACACAUACUACAAUAAUUCUUUAAGAACCAUCUGGUCGUUAAAGAUUAUGAGCUGGCGUGGUAUGUUCUCCUGGUGUACAAAUGAUAAACUAGUGGGAGAUUACAGUUUGAAAGAGUAUCUUUAAAGGACCACUCUAGGCAACCAGACCACUUCAGCUUAAUGAAGUGGUCUGGGUGCCAGGUCCAGCUAGGAUUAACCCAUUCUUUUAUAAACAUAGCAGUUUCAGAGAAACUGCUAUGUUUAUGAAUGGGUUUAGCCUUCCCCCAAAGCCUCUAGCGGCUGUCUCAUUGACAGCCGCUAGAGGCGCUUGCGUGCUUCUCACUGUGAUUUUCCUAUGCGACCGGCUGAAUGCGCGCGCAGCUCUUGCUGUGCGUGCGCAUUGAGCUGACGGGGAGGAACGGAGGAGGAUCGGAGGAGGAGAGCUCCCCGCCUGGCACUGGAAAAAGGUACGUUUUCCCCCUUUCCCCCUUCCAGAGCCGGGCGGGAGGGGGACCCUGAGGGUGGGGGCACCCUCAGGGCACUAUAGUGCCAGGAAAACGAGUAUGUUUUCCUGGCACUAUAGUGGUCCUUUAAAGAUCAUAUUAUGAUGAUGGAAUUAUGCAGUUAUUUAUUAGACAUGUGCAAUUCGUUUUGUUCCGAAUGUCAAUUAAGACGAAUUUUGGGCAAUUAGGACAUUCGGAUGCUUCUGAAGUGCCGAAGUUCAGAAGUUCAGAAGUGUUGAAGUGCCGAAGUUCCGAAGCACAGAAUUGCCAAAGUACUAAUAUACCUACCCAGUGGAAGAAUUAAGAAUGUUACACUGUAUACCAGUUUAAAUAAAAAGAUGUAUACAAACAUAGCAAGGAUUCAGCUGUAAGCAUUUGCAACACUUACAACAAUCAAGUAACACACAUUCAUAUAAAAUGUAAAUUACUUAGCCAGUCAAUGGAUGGGAAUGAAUAAGUAGAUAGAUAACUCCCUAAUUCCCACGGUAUUAGGGAGCUAUCUACCAAAAGGCUGAAAGACGUAAAUUGGUCUUUCAGCCAAAUUUACUAAUACUAAGUAAAGAUUACUUAGUAUUAGUAAAUUCUGGCCCUACUCACUAUGCCGCGAGUAGGGGCAUGUCUAGUAAACAGUGAGCAGCCUGUGGCUCGUAACUCUCUGAUUGGUUACAUAAAAUCAACCAAUCAGAGUGUUAUGAGUCAAAUUACACAGCGUGGGAAAAUUCCACGCUGUGUAAAAUGACACAGAGCACUCUGAUUGGUUGGAUUUCAAGCUAACCAAUCAGAAUGUAGAGACUUACCUGUUAGUCUCUUCAUUUACCUGUCCAAGCACUCUGAUUGGAUGGUGUAACGGACCGUUUUGCACACAAGAGGUUAAAAACCGUUUAGGCGAUAUUCCCCUUUCAGAUGCACAGACAGCUACUGCAAGCACCAAUCUCCCGAACUGCAAACUACACGAAUUCUCCAACUCCUGAACAGGAAACUCACGAAUACUGGAAACAGCUGAACAGGGAAAACCAUACGAAAGGUUUACACUCCUGGCAGUCAGCAUACAAUCCAAUUCCCCCAAUAACGAGACGACACUUCGUUUGAGGGUUAAGCAGAAUCUGACCGCACCGGCACAUACAGCCUCUUUUAUUCCCAAUCCACAAACUUAGUACUGCCCACAGGGUUUUACAGAACAACCAAUCAAUCUGUACAAUACACACAGACACUCCCACACAAAAUCCUCCCCUCUGCCUGUGAUACAAUUAUCUUACACAAUGGGUAAUCUAAUUAUCACAGACAGAGAAAUACAGUUUCAUAAAACACAUCACAUGGACCCCAAAACAUGCAAUAACCCCUUAAAAGUACCACAUAUCCAAAAUUCACCCAGAUCCGUUCAGUUCUUUGGAAGAUACAGUUUAAUGCAGAUUCUGCAGAACAUAUACAGGCUAAAUGAAAAACAAUCACUGUAUAAUGUGUCCCCUGCUGUAUAGUCCAAAACCACUGCACGAUGUCUCUGUGCACCAAAUACUGGCGAGAUGGCUGAUGUCGGAGGAGGGAGUUCCUCAGCGCCGAGGGAAGUUUAACCCCUUUCUCCACCUUCAGCCUGGUGGGAGUGGGACCCUGAGGGUGGGGGGGACCUAUUAACACUAUAGUGUCAGGAAAACGAGUUUGUUUUUUCUGGCACGAUAGUGGUCCUUUAAUGAAGCAGUUUUAGUGUAUAGACCAGCGGUUCCCAAACUGUAUGAUUAUACCACAGGGAAACACUUCUGCUGAACAGGGACCCGGUCAGGUGCCGUGGUCCUUUAAGACCGCAUCCGGGCCCCUGUAAUGUAGGCCGGCUGGGAGGAAGUGACAGCAGAACCAGGACUCCAAGCCACCCUCCUGGACACAUAAGGAGAUAUAAAAAAAAUCACGUGUGUGUGUGUGUCAGGGUGUAUGUAAGUGUGUGUGUCAGGGUGUGCAUCUGUGUGUGUUUAUCUAUGUCAGUGUGUUUGUGUGUGUCUGUGUGUGCGCACAUAUCUGUGUGUCAGGGUGUGUAUCUGUGUCAUGAUGUGUGCAUGUGUCAGUGUUUGUGUGUGUCAGGCUGCAUGUGUCUGUGUGUCAGAGUGUUUGUGUGUGUAUAUUGGUGUACGUGUGUGUUAAGGUGUGUGUAUGUGUCAGUGUGUGUAUCUGUAGGUGUGUAUCUAUGUGUGUGUAUGUGUUUGUAUCUAUGUGUACUGAGUGUAUGUGUCGUGUGUAUAUAUGCAAGUGUGUGUUAAAGUGCAUUGAUAUCUGUGUAGGUAUGUAUGUAUGUAUGUAGUAGUGUAUGUGCAUACUUUCAAGCAGUCAAACACCAGCACAACAUACAAACACAUUCCUGCAAUCUAACACAAAUAUUACAUAUAAACACACCCCUGUAUUAAAACACUAAAACUAUAUACAAACACCUCUUCCAACACCAACACUAUAAAUUACACUAUAGCGCCAGUAAAUGCUGCAGCGCUAUACGACCUAAACAUUUCAACUUGGGGCACCUUGGAAAAAUAUAUAAAUAUUAAGGGCGCCUUGAACCUAUGACCAUGCCUCUGAAGUCACACUGCUUAAUUCUCGGCCAUUUAGGAAUUAAAUUACUUUUGUUUUUGUUUAUGCUGCACUAACCACACCUCCUCUGGCAGUGACUGACACAGCCUGCGUGAAAACAAAAAAUGGUUUCAUUUUCAUUUAGAUGCUUGUUUUUAUCUCCUGCUCUGUAAAUUGAAUUUUAAUCACACACGAGGCUCCUGUGGGGUCUAGAAAACUAUUAACAGAGCAAGAGAUUUAACAUUCUAAAUUAAACAGAAUGUGCACUAAAUGAAGUGUAAACAUUAGAUUACUCUUUACAGGAAGAGUUUAGGAGGUGUGUCUAGGGCAGCAUAAACAAAGUGAUUUAACUCCUAAAUGGCAGAUAAUUGAGCAGUGAGACUGCAGGGGCAUGAUCUAUACACCAAAACUGCUUCAUUAAGCUAAAGUUGUUUUGGUGCCUAUAAUGUCCCUUUAAGGCCAAAUUGAAAAGUCAACUAUGAUUUCAGUUCAGCUACUUUAACCUUAUAUUUAAAAUUCACCUGGAAUUCACUUGGAAUUCUCACUGUAGUAAAUAACCCCGUGAGUGUGAUUUACUGACACAUUAUUUUUCUGUUUAUAUUCAGUACUUUACUUUUUAAUUAACUGUUGAAAUGCUUUCUAACAGGGUUAUUUACUAAAGAGAGAAUUCAAAGUGAAUUCAAAGGGAAUUUUAGUUUAAGGCCAAAGUAGCCGAGCUGAAAAUAUAAUUUUCCCAAUAUGGCUAUUUUCGUCUAAAUUUAGAGAUUCAAUUUGAAUUCACUGAAUUCCUGGCAAUACUUACUAGAAUAACCCUGCAAGUCUUGGGACAUACAGAUACUAGUUCUCGUAAAUGUCCCCCUGAUUGUGCAUGCUGAGAAUUAAAUUCUAACCGUGCCUGCAGUGAUGGGAAUAUGCUAUUUAGUCUCGGAGACACAGGGUCUAUUCACUAUACAUCAAAUAGUAGCGAAUUGAAACCAAACUGCAUAAUCCAGGCCAAAGCAGCCAAUCAGUGUCUGUAGGGGAAUUGUUUCCUUCAUCAUAUAUUUAAAAAAAUUUUUUUUUUUUUUAAAUGGUGCGCUGUGUCUUUAUAGACUCAAAUAUUUAAGUGCCAAUGAAUUAUUGCAUGGGUGUGGAAUAUAAUCUCAAUUAACCAAUUUUGUGCAAAAUAGCAAUUAUGUGCAAUCCAACAAAAGAAAGUGCAAAUGCAAAUACAAAAAUUGCUAUGGUGUUUUACUGUUAUAGUGAUACAAAACCACUUAGGUUCAAUUUUCAAUGCAUAUAGCUGUAUCGCUUGAGUCUAUAUUUAAAGACACAGCGCACUUUUUUUCUUUUUUUGUAUUGUAUUUUAGUGUGGUUUGAGCUAUUGCACUUUAAAAGGAGCUGCUUUUUUAAAUAAGAUUUUUUCACUAUAAUUUUUUGAUUUUGAUCUAGCACCUUUGUACUUGUUUUUCUUGUGCAUCAUAUUUUUUGCCUAAAUUUUUGUAUUUUUUAAAAAAAUUUUAUUUAAAUUGUACUACAACUCUUUUUGUGAAAUAGCCAAACUUCAAUAUUUGUUUUAUAAUAAGAAUUGGAGUCUACCAAAUUAGUUAUUGUGAUCUUUUUUUUUUCAGUCCUUUCUUUAAAGGAACACUCCAUUUUCCAAAUAAAGAAAAAAACACUGUUUAGUAGAUAGACUCCCAAUGAAAACAUAUAUGCAUAUAAUUAUGCAUGUUUUCAUUGUGGGUUUAUCUAACAAAAAGCUUGCAGUAGUUGCAGAUCUCUUGUCUGCAGGCUUUGCAAGCCCUCACGUUCUAACCCCGCCCAGACGUUCCAUGGCUGUCCAAUCACAGACUUCUCAAUGCCGCUCAAUGAGAAGUAAUUGCAAGGCAGGAGCUCUGGGCAAUAGCUGAGUUUAGCUCCUCUGAACUAACCAAACCAGGAAGUAACAUAACCUGUUGUCUGCUUGAAAGCCAAGGGGGUGUAACAAGGUUAAUUUAUAAAAGUACCCUUUAAUCACCACAAUUCCAUAUUUAGUUAAUAAGUGCCAUGAUAAAUGUUAUUAAAAACCAAGUUUAAAUUUAAAGAAAAGAAACCAGUUUAAACAAUUGUCCUGUGAUCCGAUCUUCUGCUUGCUUUUAUUCCAGGUGACACAUCUGAAACAAUGGAUUAUGCUGGCGUUCCACUCAUUUCUAAUCGCGUGUGCAACACAAAAUAUAUCUAUGGGGGUGUUAUAAUGCCAUCCAUGGUGUGUGCAGGCUUUCUAGAAGGAGGGGUAGACACCUGUCAGGUAGGAAAUCAAGAGUAAAUUAAAUAUUAAUUGCAUCCUAAGUAAUCAUGGGCUGAAAUAAAGUCACCCAUUGAAUAAUAACUAAACCCUUCCCGUUGAUCAAAUACUAAUAAAAUAAUAGGGCUUGGUGCCCUUAAUGUGAAUCAUUAUAAAAAAGUUAACUGUUCUUGUGCCAGUAUUCCCUUGCAUAUACCUCUGUAACUGCACUGCAUUGUGAUAUAUAACCUUUUCAGUGUGAUUUACUGACACAUUAUUUUUCUGUUUAUAUUCAGUACUUUACCUUUAAUUAACUGUUGAAAUGCUUUCUAACAGGGUUAUUUACUAAAUAGAGAAUUCAAAGUGAAUUCAAAGGGAAUUUUAGUUUAAGGCCAAAGUAGCCAAGCUGAAAAUAUAAUUUUCCCAAUAUGGCUAUUUUGGUCUAAAUUUAGAGAUUCAAUUUGAAUUCACUGAAUUCCUGGCAAUACUUACUAGAAUAACCCUGCAAGUCUUGGGACAUACAGAUACUAGUUCUCGUACAUGUCCCCCUGAUUGUGCAUGCUGAGAAUUAAAUUCUAACCGUGCCUGCAGUGAUGAGAAUAUGCUAUUUAGUCUCGGAGACACAGGGUCUAUUCACUAUACAUCAAAUGGUAGCGAAUUGAAACCAAACUGCAUAAUCCAGGCCAAAGCAGCCAAUCAGUGUCUGUAGGGGAAUUGUUUCCGCCAUCAUAUAUUUUAAAAAAAGAAAAGAAAAAAAAGGUGCGCUAUGUCUAAAUAUAGACUCAAAUAUUUUUGUAUUUCCUGAUAUAUGAACACAACACUGACCAGCCACAACAUUAAAACCACUGACAGGUGAAGUGAAUAACAUUGAUUAUAUUGUUACAGUGGCACAUGUCACAGCGGUGGGAUAUACCAGACAGCACGUGAACAGUUAGUUCUUGAAUUGCAUGUGCUGGAAGUAGUAAAAAUGGGAAAGCAAAAAUAUCUGAGUGACUUUGGCUAAAUAGGGUCAGAGCAUCAACAAAAAUGGCAAGUCUUGUGUGGUGUUUCCUCUCUGCUGUGGUUACUACCUACUAAAAGUGGUGCAAGGAAAGACAAACUGUGAAACAGCAUCUGGGUCAUGGGCACCCGAGGCUCAUUGAUGCAUGUGAGGAGCGAAGGCUAGCCUGUUUGGUCUAAUCACACAGAAGAACUAAUGUAGCUCAAAUUGCUGAUAAACUUAAUGCUGGUCAUGAUAGAAAGGUGUCAGAACACACAGUACAUCACAGUGUGCUGUGUAGCCACAGACUGGUCAGCAUCCCUUGAUGAUCCCCUGUUUACCAUCAAAAGUGUUUUUAAUGUUGAUGUGAGCAUCAGAACUAGACCAUGCUGUAACAAACUCCAUUACCUGGUGUUAGGUGGUCCAUAUCCCCUUGUUCGUCCCCCAAAUGGUUGGUGUGUGGUGCCCCCUUUUAUAGCCCUUCGAAUGCCAACCUCCUCUGGCUGUUAACCACAAUUUGGUGAUUAACUUGAGUGCUUUCCCUGUGUGGCCAUUUUGUCUCCCAAACGCAGGCAGCGGUACCUGGUGGUCGAAUGCCUGAAACUAUUUUUGGCCUCGCAUCUCUGCAAACCCGGGCAAAGAUGGUAACUCUGCUUGCCCACUUCCCAACCAACUAGGCAAAUGAAAGAUAGGAUCUACCGAACAGGGGGAGCAUUUGCUCCCUAACAGCCAGGGGGUGCAUUCAUCUGUGUUCUUGUGAGAACCCCUGAAAGAUGACCGGUCAUUGUAUUGUUUUCCAUUAAACUAUUUUGGGGCAUCACCUCUUGGCCAACCGGUCAAAACUUUAUUCAAAUGGCGUUUCCAAACCACCAAAGGGAUCUGAGCGCUAUUUUGACAAAGUGAAUGCUCAGAUCCCAGCUAUUCGGUGAUGACUUUCAAGGGGGUUCCUAUGUUUUUUAAAUGAAUUUUUAUGAUAAAUAUUGUAUGUUUCCUGUAUCUAAGAGAUAAUUAAUUUAUAGUUUUCUCACACAUUUAUCUCUCAGAAACAGAGGAACCUGGGAGGAAAACCCUUGAAUGUUUGGUGUGGAGACCCCAUGCUAGGGGUCAGUGCAUAAAAGCCAUGUGUGGCCAAAAUAAAAUGAGUUGUACUCCCAGAACUAUGUGUCAUCCAGUUGAUGGUGAGGAGGUGGGCUUUUCACUUGGCUAUUUCUUGUUCCUGCGUUUCUGAAUUCCUGAUCAUAGCAGAGGGAGAGUCCUGGUCAGGACUAUUGCUCUGCUACACAUGGAGCAAUGGAAGAGGGUUGCUUGGUCUGAUGAAUCAUGUUUUCUUUUAGAUCAGGUGGAUGGCCGGCUGCAUGUGCAUCGUUUACCUGUGGAAGAGAUCAAAGCAGGAUGCACUUUGGAAAUAAGUCAGGCAGUGCUAUACUCUAGGCAAUGUUCUGCGGGGAAACUUUGGGUCCUGACAUUCAGGUGGACGUUACUUUGACAGCGUCCUCUUUCAGCAGGAUAAUGCAACCUUCCACAAAGCAAAAAAAUGUUCAGAAAUGGUUUGAGGAACAUAAAGAGUUCCCCAGAUAUCAGUCUGUGAGAUGUGCUGGAACAACAAAUUUGAUCCACGGAUCAAAAAUGGACUUUAAAAAAAAUCUGAUACUAAUAUCUUGGUGCAGGACACCAUAGGACACAUUCUUGAUGCAUAAGAUCUGUCUUGGCAGCAUGAGGGAGGACUUACAUGAUAUCAGGCAGGUGGUUUUAAUGUUGUGGCUGAUCAGUGUAAACACUUUUUUUCCAAACACAUUGAAGAAAGCUAAGAAAUUGAUCAUAGGGUUAUUUUGCAAUACACAAAUAAAAUAUUUAAGUUCAUAGAUGGCCUAGUAGGGGAAAAUAAAUCCUACAACUGAACACACAACAGAAAACAUAGCACUGGUAGUUUUGCAGUUGUGAAACAGGCAAAACAAAAAGACUCAAAACCAUUAAAUUCAACCUCAAAUUGAUAUUACUGCUGUUGAUCCAAAAACGAGGCUGAAAACCCCAGUGUGAAGUAAUUUUCCACAAAUUAGGAGUGAGGGGGGUCACUCCUUGUAUUAAGAGGUUUUCAUCCCACAUAUUAACUAUUAAAUCUUUGAAUAUUCAGUUUUUUUCCCAAAAAAAUACAACAUUUGAAAAUCCGUACCAAAUCUAUUAAAACAACUUCUUAAGGCAGAGACACCCACAAAUUUGCUGUUCUUACAGUAAAGAACCCUUACCUGGUUAGACUUGUAGGCUAGUCUAAAUGGCUAACCUUUUGACCUUUGUACAGUUCUAGUUAGGAACAGGUUAAGAGAGGACUGUUUGUACUGACUAUUUAUUUAUGUUUGUAUAAUGUUAUAAUAUCCCUCGGAGCUGUCUUUUUUCUAAAGUAAACAAGUUCACGUUUCCUAUCCAUUUUUCAUGUAUUACAUUUUCCAUUCCCCUUAUUAAUUUUGUAGGCUGCCCCUGACGCUCUAUUUAUUUCCAUAAAAUACUUCUAUAAAACAAAAUUACACUGCAUAUGCAAGGUGGGAUUGUACAAUUGAUUUAUAUAACAAGGCAAAUGUAUAUUUUGCAACAUAAUUGAAUGUCCCUUUUUAUGCAUUUUAAUACCUUACUUGUCUUAGCCAGCCAGUCAGACAGAAUUGGUAAUUUGCCACCAAUGCCAUAGAUAGAAUUGGCAGCACAACUGCUAAGAAAUGCAUUUUUUGGGUGUGACCCUCAAUUCCCCCUUAUAGAUAGAAUUUGGCACAUCCUCCUAUGCCUUCAUCAAGAUUACCUUUAAUGAAAUUUAGAGGACAGUUUCUGUGGACAUUGUUAAGUUUCUAACGAUCACCCUGCUCCAUCUGUAUAUUAAAUCACAUCAUUCAAACCACCCAAGACUUAUAUUUGACACUUGAUGACAUCAGAAAUGUCACUGCUGCCCGUUUCUAAAUGUAAUGUAUAAAAAAUAUUCUUAUUGUCUCAAUAGGGGGACAGUGGGGGACCUCUAGCAUGUGAAGACCGGAAUGUGUGGAAACUAAUGGGGACCACCAGCUGGGGUAUUGGCUGUGCAAUGAGAUAUAAACCAGGGGUUUACACUCGGAUCAGCUCGUUUUUGGAUUGGAUUCACAUACAAAUGGAGGUACGUGUGUUUACAAGACAAAAAUACAGUUUAGUGGCAAAUUCAACCUGUAUUAACAAAGGCUUAGUAUAAUAAAAAACAUAGACUAAAACUGAAGUAGUAGUAAGCAAUAUCCAUCACGAGAUUUUACCAUGCCCUUGGUAACACUGGUGGCAUGAGUGCAUUGACAAACUGACAAUUGUCCACAAAACAGGGAGACUCAUCUUCCUGUUCGCUCGCACCUCCCAUGCCUCACCCUUCUGUCAGUCCCUACAUUGGCUUCCUAUAAAAUAUAGGGCUCAAUUUAAAAUUCUGGUUCUUGCUUUCAAAUCUCUACAUAAUGCUGCUCCCACCCAUCUAUCCUCCCUUAUACACAAGUAUGUCCCUUCUAGGCCCUUACGAUCUGCUGAAGACUUAAGUCUAUCGUCUGUCCGUACUCCCACCUCUGAUGCUCGACUUCAAGAUUUCUCGAGUGCUGCACCGUUCCUGUGGAACUCGCUUCCCUCCUCCAUUAGAUGCUCACCCAGUCUUCACUCCUUCAAAAAAUCGCUAAAAUCCCACUUCUUCAUAAUAGCUCCUGACUGAUUCCUCUUCUGCAACUGUCACUGGUCUAAUACUAUCCUUACCUUUUUGUGUCAUUUUACCCCACUCCCUCUAGCAUGUAAGCUCAUUGAGCAGGGCCCUCGGUGCUCUAUAAAUAUAAUAAUAAUAAUAAUAAUAACUAACAAGGGAAGUGCUAUUUUGAGGCCGAAUUAGCCAAAGUGGGAGAUUUCCAUCUAUACGAGUUGAAAAGGUGAGCAAGUCACUUUUAAAUUCUCAACAAUUCAAUGUUUAGUGAAUAAACCCCCAUGGCCAGUCGUAUGCCUCAAAGACCCCUUCAAUUCUCAGUUUAGUGAGUAAAGUGAGAACUGUUGAAAAAGUUACAUUAAUUCAAAGUGAAUUUAAAGUUUUAUCCCCAAAAAAGACAAACUUUGAAUUCAUUUUUUUUCACUCAAUUCUCAUUUGUGUAAAUAACUAUGUAACCCUGCUAGAGCUCACAUCCAGUGCUGCCCCUGUAAUACAUGGCAUUGUUUAGCUGUGGGAACUAGAGUGCCUUCUUCACUGUCUAAUACUGUAUGAAAAAUGGCUGUUAAGUAGGCCAACUUUGUGUUUGGUCUGCUGCAGCGAUGUUUGGUAGGUUAUUAGGUAAAAGUGAAACUGACAUAAUGAAACAUUUAACAUGUGAAAAAUACAAAAAAAGUUACUUGCGUACUAACCCAAAUCCCGAUGCACAUCCAAAUAACAGGAGAUUUUUAGUAUCACUCCAAUGGCCAUUAAAGUGUAACGGCUGAAUCCUACACCUACAAUUCCCCCUGCUUCUUUAAGCUGGAAGCAUAAGAGGUAUAGCCUUGACAUGGCAGGUGAGCUUACACUUUAAUGGCCAUUGGAGUGAUACAAAAAAAAUCUCCUGUUAUUUAAAUGUGCAUAGGGAUUUGAGAUAGUGUGUACGUAACUUUGUUUUUUUGUUUUUUAUUGUGUACACUGGCGUACAUACCAGGGUCGCAGGGGUCGCGACUGCGACCAGGCCCGGCACACCAGGGGGCCCGGCCGCCCCUGCGACCCGGUAUGUACGCCCAGGCCCAGCCUCUUCCCCUGGGGGGCCCAGGAGCCGACCACCCCAGGGCCCCCCGAGGCUGGCCCUGCUGAUCUCGGAUGGCCGGCCGGGCAGGCAGGCAGGCGGGCGCGAGGGAGCACUCAGUGCUUCCUCUUCAGCUCCCUCGCGCACCGCAAUGAUACCGGAGCCGGAAGAUGACGUCAUCUUCCGGCGCCGGCAUCCCUACGCGGUGCGCGAGGGAGCUGAAGAGGAAGCACUGAGUGCUCCCUCGCGCGCCAGCCUGCCUGCCCGACCGGCCACCCGCCCAGGAGCCCCACUGGACCCCAGGGAAUAAUCCCCCCCAGCACUCCAAAAGGUAAGGAGGCUGGGGGGAUUAUAUAAAAAAAUAAAAAAAUCAUGUGUGAGUGUUAGUGUGUGUGUAGAGUGUGUGAGUUAGUUGUGUGUGUGUUAGUGUGAGUGUUAGAGUGAGUGUUAGUGUGUGUGAGUGUUAGAGUGAGUGUUGUUGAGUGUUAGUGUGUGUCUGCUAGUGAGUGUUAAUGUGAGUGUUAGUGUGUUAGUGUGUGUGUCUGCUAGUGAGUGUCAGUGAGUGUGUUACUGUGUGUGUCUUACUGAGUGUGUGUGUGUUAGUGAGUCUGUUUGAUGUCUGUUAGUGAGUGUGUGUUUGUCAAUGAGAGUGUAUGUUUUGUAAGUGAGUGUGUAUGUAUGUCUGUCGCUGACUGUAUCUCUGUCAGUAAAUGUGUGUGUCUGUUAGCUAGUGUGUAUGCGUCUGUAAGUGUGUGUGUGUGUCUUCAGCACUUACCUUUCUCCAGCGCCGGACUCCCUUGGCGCUGAGGAUCCCUCAGCCUCUCAGCUCCGAAUGCGACCGCGCACACAUUCAAACCGCCCAUAGGAAAGCAUUGCUCAAUGCUUUCCUAUGGACGUUCAGUGUGCUCCUCUAGCGGCUGUCCGUGAGACAGCCACUAGAGGCUGGAUUAACCCUCAGUGAAACAUAGCAGUUUCUCUGAAACUGCUAUGUUUUCAGCUGCAGGGUUAAAACUAGAGGGACCUGACACCCAGACAACUUCAUUGAGCUGAUGUGAUCUGGGUGUCUGUAGUGGUCCUUUAAAGGACCACUAUAGUGCCAGGAAAACAUACUCGUUUUCCUGGCACUAUAGUGCCCUGAGGGUGCCCCCACCCUCAGGGACCCCCUCCCGCCCGGCUCUGGAAAGGGGUAAAACUUACCUUUUUCCACCGCUGGGCGGAGAGCUCUCCUCCUCCCAUCCUCCUCUUCUCCUCCCCGUCGGCUGUAUGCGCACGCGCGGCAAGAGCUGUGCACGCAUUCAGCCGGUCACAUAGGAAAGCAUUCAUAAUGCUUUCCUAUGGACGCUGGCGUGCUCUCACUGUGAAAAUCACAGUGAGAAGCACGCAAGCGCCUCUAGCGGCUGUCAAUGAGACAGCCGCUAGAGGAAAUAGGGGAAGGCUUAACCCAUUCAUAAACACAGCAGUUUCUCUGAAACUGCUAUGUUUAUGAAAAAAUGGGUUAACCCUAGCUCGACCUGGCACCCAGACCACUUCAUUAAGCUGGAGUGGUCUGGGUGCCUAGAGUGGUCCUUUAAGUGUGUGUGCAUCUGCAUGCACUGGCGUACAUACCGCGGUCGCAGGGGUCGCAGCCCUGUAACCCCUGCGACCAGGUGCUCACCGCCAUGUGUUGCGGCCCGGCCCGCGCGGGGGGGGGGGCCCAUGGAUCAAUUUUCGCACCGGGGCCCCAUGGGUCAUGUGUACGCCACUGAUUGUGUAUAUUGUAUUAGUGGGAUUUUGAGUGUUUGUGUUUAACAUGUUGUUAAUUACGUGUAAUAGAGCUUCACUGUCCUUUGCCUGGGUAUAGAAUUCUUAUCUCCCAUUAACUUGUCAACAAAUCUUACAUGAAUUUUAUUAAUAUUAAGAUUUAUAUGGUGCCAACAUUUUUAUUUAUUUAUUUAUAAAAUAUUUUACCAGGAAAGAUACAUUGAGAUUUCUCUCGUUUUCAAGUAUGUCCUGGGUCCACAAAACAUAUUCUGCAACAAUUGCACAGUUAUACACUUUACGCUUCACAAUUCUAGAAUAGGAACAAUUUCAAGCUAGCCAGUCUUACAAAUAAAGUUGCAAUGUACAAACACAAUGUAGCCGUUGGAUUGACACCAUACAAAGCCUAUGUGAUAUAUCCAGCAUUGCUACCAGCGACGGAGCGGAAAUUAGACCGUCAAAACUUACCUCUCCAGUCUUUUGGAAUGUUGAGCGUAUCCUUUAAAGUAUUAUUAUAACACAGAGUGUGAAAAUCCCUCUAGAUUACAGUACUGCAUAAUAUCGCAUACACUCAGGGUACAAAAUCUAUCAAAUGCAUUCAAUAAACUGGCUAAAGUAGAAAUAUUCACCAGAUCCAAAAAAUGUUGGGGCCAUUCCCUUUAAUAUUUUUCACAAUUUGAAGUUUAGUGCAAUGGUUCUUAACCUUCAUAGACUGGAACCCAAAUUAUGUAUAUUGUAUUGCUAUUUUAGUGAUUAAAUCUUCAACUAUUACAUACACACACACACACACUCACACUCACUCACUCUCUCUCUCUCUCUCUCCUCUGAUUGUCAGAGGGGUUAAAUAGGAGAACGUACUGUUUAUUAUAGGCAAUUGCCUUCGGAGCUAAUGAAAUUGAUAUACACUGACAAUUACAAUUAUUUACAUACUGCAACAUAUUCCGCAGAGCUGUACAAGAGGAAACAAGACAAACAUUAAUUUCCAAUAAAACAUAUAUGACAUACGUGAAUAGUAGGUGAAUAGUGCUCUGCCCCAACAAGCUCAUAAUCUAAAGAUAUGCUUUUUCAAACAGUUUGGAGCACAGGGACAAAGUUUUAUAUUCCAAUACAGAGGAUUUCAAAUAAACCCCAAGGUUUCUUAAAUGUCCAAAUAUUAUAAGACAUAUAACGCAACCCGUCUCCGUAUAGAUGAACAAAAGAACCUCACCAAUAUGUACAUUGGCUGGAGCUGGGGAAAAGGGUGUUUCAUUGAAUUCCUUAUUUACCUGCAGAACUCAGUCUGCAGAGUUUAGAGUCACCCCCUAUGCUAACACGGAUUAUGUUUUAUUUCGACAGGUGAGAUAGGACACAUUGGAGAGUGUGAUAAUCUUUGUACAGUUUGCUCCCACUCAGCCAGAUAAGAUUGCUUGUGUUUGGAUAUCAGGGCUGGUGCUUAUUAUUCUAAAAAAUACAUUGAAUAAGACAUGAACACGUCUCGGUGCUUAACCCCUUAAGGACCCAAACUUCUGGAAUAAAAGGGAAUAAUGACAUGUCAUACAUGUCAUGUGUCCUUAAGGGGUUAAAUAACCCUCAGUUCUUUAACCCCUUAAGGACCAAACUUCUGGAAUAAAAGGGAAUCAUGACAUGUCACACAUGUCAUGUGUCCUUAAGGGGUUAAAAAGGCUAUAUAAUAAAUUGUUUACAGUUUUUCAGAGAAAACGUUACUAUAUAUGUAUAUAUUUAUAUAUAUUUAUAUAUGUGUAUGGUUAAAUAAACAUGUGUGUCAGUCGUUUUUUUCCUUGUUCUUUUAAUGGUUGGAAUGUGACAUAAUGACAGGUAGAAUGGUUUACUAAUAAAAUAUUUUAAGGACGCCGUCAUUCUGCCAAUUAAGUUUGCUUUCGAGGUUUACAGAUGUUCAGACGUUCAAACAGAAACAGACUUGCAGAAUGCAAAUAAUCACAUAUUUACAGAUAUCACAUAUGUACAGACUUGCAGAAGUUCAAAUAAAUGGAAAAGUUUUGUUUUACGGUAACAGGAAAUAUCAGUCUUAAAAUAGGCAUAUGAUGCUGCUGAUAGCUCUGUGCACAUUUAAUAUAUAUAUAUAUAAUAGGUGAAUGCAUAUAUAUAUAUCUGAUACUUUUACUCACUGAAUGGGGAUUUAGUUAAGGUAUAUGCUAAUACAUUGCAUAAGCCCACCAAAACACAUUGUACCCCAUUUUUGUCAUUUUGCUCUUAUGAGAUUAACCCACUUAAAUCCUUCCCCCUGAGACUCUCUGCAGGUCAAGGUUAGAUAGGGUUCUGGAAUGAGGCACCUGUGACAGGGAGGGGUGCAAACACAGGGCCGGGACUUCCAGCUAUAUUAAGAUAUGAAACCAAGAGCUGCUCUCACCUGAACAUGCAUGCAUCAUAGGUUUCAUACAACAUACAAGAUCCAGUGCACUCACUCUUUUACUAAACCGCAAAGCUGACAAAAUAUAAUCUUUUUUUUUUAAACACCUGACAGGUAAAAAUAAUCUGUGUUUAGUUAUAGUAUAUGAUCAUACAUUGGGGUACAUUGUCAGAACGCCAAUGUACCCCAAUGUAUCCCAUUUUUGGCAUGUCCUAUUCUAGUAACCCGAAGAUUACUGGAAUAGGACCUGCUAAAAUAGGGUACAUUGGCGUUGUGGCAGACUAAUGUACUACAUAAUCAAAUACUGAUAGCAUUUAGAAUGCUUUAUGUUGACCGCUCUAAGUGGCUGUCUUAUAGCUGCAAUUAUAUUUACAAAUCACUUCAGUACUAAGCCAAUCUCACAACUGAAAGUGAAUGCAAUGGACUCUCUGCACUAUAUUAUUUUCUUAGCGCAAAGUUGUUAUGGUGGUAUUAAACAAAACUUCCCUAUAAUUAUUAUGUAAAUCUCUAUCUAUUCUACUCUAGUCUCUAAGGGUGUGACAUGCAUAAGGUGGAUAUGUAGCCUUUUUGACUUCUUAUAUUGCCUGUCAAAACCUUUAUUGUAUGUUUCAGUAAGGUUUUUUUGGAUUGACUGGACACGUAUUUUUGCUUGCGCCCCCUAUUGGCAAUCCAGAGUAUUUAAAUUAUUCUUUCCACCCAAUGUUCCUCUGAUGUAGAGGUAGAUAUGUUAAAUGGGGGAACAGGAACUGGUUUCUUGCAAAAGACAAUAAUAAUUGACAUACUCAAAAUCACUAUGUAUUAAUAACUAACAGGUUUACUGAUUGUAAAGAUGGUUUGCCAAAUUCAACCACUUCCAUCACAGUUUCUCCUGCACAUUUAGUGAUGGUUUGUAGGAACGUUAUAUAAUAGGUUAAAUAUUAGUCUAUAAAACAAUGGAGCGUUACAUCAAAACUCUUUACUUCUGUGUAGCACAGGAGCAGGUAAAGAGAUCCAGCCAAUAAUAAGGUUAAUAGUCUGUGAACAAAGUAUCAGAGAUCAGAAAAAAUGAUUUCUGAAGGAAUAGAACAUGGUUUCCCUACAGUAAAUAUUACUAAAUUCUAAAAAGAUCAAUAUUUGAGGAAGCCCUCACGUGACAUGCAAUCCGUAUGUGAGAACAUUCAAGGAAUACCGUAGUUAUAUGGGAUAUAUAGGAUUCCAGUUGGCUACAGUGGUAAAAAGGGUGUAGGGUGUAUGCAAAUUUAGAUUGUAGCUCAUCGCCUUUGUCAUAACAUUUAUUUUUCCAAUUCAUGUCACACAGGGACCACUUUUUUGACAUGUUCUAGUCAGAUGACAAUCACUCUCCAAACCAUUUCAGAUACACCAUUACCAAAAUGUAAUUGGUGAUUGAAGUGUCAUUGUGAGUGUGCUUUGACUGAUGUGCAUGGCUACAAAUUUUGUUUCAAAUCUGUAACAUCACCAUAUAGACAACAUUAAAGGAACACUAUAGUCACACUAUAGUCACCCAGACCACUUCAGCUCAAUGAAGUGGUCUGGGUGCCAGGUCCCUCAGGUUUUAAUCCUUCAGAUGUAAAUAUAGCAGUUCCAGAGAAACUGCUAUGUUUACAUUUGGGGUUAAGACAGCCUCUAGUGGCUGUCUUCCGGACAGCCACUAGAGGCGCAUCUGCCACGAUGGAGGCAUAUUAUGCCUCCAUCACGCAGAGUGUCUAUAGGAAAGCAUUGAAAAAUGCUUUCCUAUGGACACUUUAAAUGCGCGCGCGUCGGCAGAGGGAGCUGACGUCGGCGGGGGAGAAGAGGUCACCAGCGCCGAGGGAGCCUGGUGCUGGAAUAAGGUAAGUGGCUUAAGGGGUUUUAACCCCUUCAGCGCCACGGGAGGGGAACCCUGAGGGUGGAGGCACCUGGAGGGCACUAUAGAAAACCGCUUUGUUUUCCUGACACUAUAGUGAUCCUGUAAUGAAGACUAUCAGAGUUAAUUAUUACACUAUGAAUUGCUGGGAAUUCAAAGCGAGUUUCAAAUUUAAAGCCAACUCGGCUAAACAGAAAUCUUCCCAGAUUUUGACAAUAUUCCCAAUCUUAUUAUCAUUAUUAUUUUUAAAGAUAUAAAAAAUUCCUCUUCUGACAAGUCACACUUAGGUAAAUAAACUCUCUCUGUGGACUUCAUGCCUCAUUACACAUGCUUAAAAGAAACUAAAAACAAGAUUUAAAAAACAAUUGUAUAAAAAGUUAGAUGUAAACAUGAAUGGCCAUUCAGCAUUGUAUUUGUUCAAUCAUGGAUAAGAAUAACAGAUAAAAAGGACCUCUGUCCCCAUUAUAAUUUGUCAUCUGUUUAGAAAGAUACUGACAUUUGAUUAUUUGUUCUAUUCUUACAGAGAGAAGAAAGAAAGACAAACUGGUCUUUGCAGAACAUCUCCAGCUUCCAAUAA